GCUCACUAUAAGACUCAGUGGACAAGGAGGACGGUUAUCUGAUGAGGCUGAGAGACCAGGAGGUCCCACCAUACAGCAUAGGGCAGGGAUUACAAGUCUGUAACCUGGGUCUGCAGUGCAAAUAUACAGGGUCAGAUAGUCAAUAGGAUCAGCCCUGGGGCACAUUCUAAGACUGGCUGCAUCACAGCAGGGGUAGUAGAGUAUCACUAAGCAAGACAGAGCUAGUUCUCUAAAUAGCCAGAACACAGAGGUAGAAGGUUAGAUAGUCAGCACACAGGGCUAGUAGGUUAAAUACCCACAAUAUAAAUGUAGCAGGGUAGAUAGGUAGCAGCAUAGAGGUAGUCGAUUAGAUAACCCUCACACAGUAGUAGUAGAUUAGAUAUCCAGCACACAGGGGUAGUUGGUUAGAGAGUUAGCUCACAUGAGUAGGAGGUUAGAAAGCCUGUAGUUGUGGGGUAUUACAUUAGAUAAAAGAGCCCAGGGAUAGUAAGUUGUAUGGCCAGCACACGGGGCAAUAGUUAAAAUAUCACAAAGGGGUAGUUGGUUUGUCAGUAUCCCAAGGGUAGUAGGUUAGAUAGUCAGCUGCCCAGAGGUAGUUGGUGCUGGUACAGGGGUACAGUCCAGGUUGGUCUUUUUGGAAGGGGGAGGGGGGAAUCCGUGGACUACACUCCCCACUGCCAGGGAUGAGGCUGCUGAUCGGAGUGCACACUCACUGCUGCCCAGGACUGAGUGCCCUUGGAAGCCCACCAUGCCCGAGCCUGGCCUGAGCUGAACCCCUGCCCGGGACCUAGCCGGCAACACCUGGAUGUAACCCCGGACUGCAAGCACCCAGUGCAACCGCCAGGGGGCGACACAGACACCCACCCAGGCAGCUACCUACCGACCUAGACGGGGAUUUAAAUAGCACGUGGAGCACGGGAGAGCCUUGAGACCCCCUCCCCCCAGUCUGGCACUUAACCCCUUCCUCCCCAGCCUACCAUUUAACCCCCUUCCUCCCCCAGUCUGGUAUUUAUCCCCCAGCCUGGUAUUUAACCCCUUCCUCCCCCAGUCUGGUAUUUAUCCCCCAGCCUGGUAUUUAACCCCUUCCUCCCCCAGCCUGACAUUUAACCCCUUCCUCCCCCAGCCUGGCAUUUAACCCCCAGCCUGGUAUUUAACCCCUUCCUCCCCCAGCCUGGCAUUUAACCCCUGACUGUGCACUGCCGUGUUUGAGGAGCGGCUGUUUUGGGGUUCAGGGGUGCAGCAGCCCAUGUGUACCCCGGACCCUCAGCUCUCUGGAGGUGCUCCCAGCCGUUGACCCACCCCUCCCAGGGGAGACCCCAUCUCGACCCCUCUCCUUCUCCUCCCCCGGCCGGCUGCCCCCUGUCCCGCGGUGGCUCCGAGGUGCUGUGCUGGUGGCGGUGGCUCCUCCACCCAGGCCGCUCCCCUGGACCCUGAGAGCGGGGGCUGCACGGCUAGCCCCCCCGAGCCGACACUGAAAGCUGGGCGCAUCAAGAGGAUGGUGAGACUGGCAGCCGAGCUGCUGCUACUGCUUGGACUACUCCUGCUCACCCUGCACAUCACAGUACUCAGAGGGAACCCCGCCACCCCUGCCAAUGCCAGCCAGCACCAGGUGAGUGACUACCUACCUGCCAGAAACACAUUGGCCAUCUGCAUUGUCUCAUUUCUUUCAUUACCUAAAUAUAUAUAUUGAGCUAGACUUGUUUCUUUAUGUUUAAUGGAUGGAUAGAUGUUUGUAGAACUGUGGAGCCAGCCUUUCUUUUUUUUAGGAAAAUGGAAGAAAAAAUGGUCAUCAAAAAUCCUAAAUUAACAGUCAACUAGUAAAGGUUCCCUCUAAGUGCAGUCAGUCUCUGGCUGAUGGGAUUUGUCAAGCACUAUAUAUACCCUGAUAUCCCAGGUGUCUCUGAACCUCAUUGCUUAUUAAGUCUACUGGAGAAUCCUGGGAAAUGUAUUUCACCAACACCUGGAGUGCCAGGGGUAGCUAUCACUGGCAUGUAGGGUGACCAGGACCACUGAAGACCACCACCAUCUCCUCUGACUGUCCAGCUGUGCCCUCCAUUUCCACAACAGCUGGAGGGCCAAAGGUCAUCCAUCACUAUUCUACACCAAGCUGUGAAGAAUGGGCUUGUUGGAUGGGUGCUGUGAUGUAAUGUGUUUAUGUGGACAGAUACUUGAGAAGGUGUCACAUCUUGUCUCCUUUUAUAGUUUUGUUAUGUUUCGAGGAUGGAUUAGUGUAUCAAAAGAAUCUUACACAAGAUUUUUUUUUUGUUCCUCCAGCUUCCAGCCACAGUUAAUUUAUUUUUCGAGUCAUUUUAUGGUCUCUCAGUGCAUUUAGGACCCUGAGAAUGUGCAAUGUAAAUAUUGGUAGUUGUGUCAGAUAAAGGGACCUGGCACAAGAUGAAAAGACACACAAGUUGCAAGUUGGCAACUGUCACUUGAAUGAUUUUCUGUCGUGUACUUAACACUCUAUUGAAUGGUCCUGCAAAGUGACAAGAUUGUAAACGUUGUUGGCAAGGAUUCAAGAUUUCAAACUUUUUUUUUUUUUACCUUUGUAAUUCUACAAUAUGUGAGUACAUUUGUCAAAACAUUACCUUGUCUGAAAACUCACAUUUUUGUUUCCAUUAUUAUAGAAAGUUGGUAUAAUGACUAUACACCACCAACGCAGGACACACAGGGCUAUUCAAGAGUUGCUUGUAAUGAAUUCAAAGUACAUUUCAAAUUAUAGACCAAAAUAGGGAAACUAUAAUCAUAGCUGAAUGGGAGAAUCAUACCAAUUUGUCUGUCGUGGCCCUAAACUUGAAAAUAAAUUUUGUGAUAAAUUACCAACAAUUCACAAUUUAGUGUAUAUCUAUGAUAGUUUUUAUGAAUCUUCUUACAAUAGCCCUAGCCAGAAAUAUUUGUGUUUGUUCCAUCAAACUGUUUAUGAUGACUGUAAAUUGGAUCAAUGAGUGAGGGGGAGUCACUGUGUUUUGAUAUUUAAAACUACCAUGGCAUUUCCUAUACUUACAAAGGGUCAUAACCCCUUGAGUGUCACAGAGGUGAGAAAUUAGUUCUCUUGCAAUGCAUUCCAACUCUCUGACACUCCUUAAUGCUAAAACUUAUAGUAGCUUUAUAACCUUGUACGUGUGCAUGGGUAGAACACAUUGCGUUACAUGCUUAAAGUGCACACGCUUAAUGCAAAAAGGUAUUUGAGUCAAGGAAGCUUCGUUGAGAUCUAGUGAGCAAACACUGGGAUCUGUUGAGGUUGAGUUUCCUGAAUAAUUUUAAGACAUUUAGUUUUUGCCCGCUUUUCUUGGGCUGUGGUCUGUUUAUUUUAAAUCCAAAAUGUUCUAAUUGUCUCAGUCAGGACUGUAUAGAGUUAGUUCUUAGUCUGAUUUUCAGUGAAGUAAUCUUUGCAUCAUUUAGUGUUUUUCCAGAAUAUACUCCUUCUAUAAUCUUGGUAUCUCUCUAUAUUGUUAUAACCUUCCAGUAUAUGUACCUAACAUGACAUGUUCUAUGAUCUUGAGUCCUUGGCAAUAUUUUACAUUACCAACUGCCUCUCUGGAACUCUACUCACAUUAUUCAGAAUCCAGUAAGUGGAAGCUACCCAAAGCCACUUGACUCACCAGAUGACAUGCCCGCACAGUGUAUGGCAGCGCAGGGGACCAGCUGAAGGAAGAUAUACUUACUUGGAGCCCUCCCUCACACCAUCGCUCAUGCAGAGGUCUGUGGAAGAUUCCACAGGACGGCUAGAAGAAAACUUUAACUACAGCUGUCACUAGUCAUUGGUGGGAAUUUGCAAAGCUUGACGGAAGUUCUGGCUUUUGUCAACCACAGAUGGAUGGUUUGACAGUUACCUGGCCCUUGCGUCUAUAAACCUUCCCGUCUGCACUGAUAUGCUAAAGCUGAAUUUCAUACUUUGACAUUAGCAAUAUAAGUUUUGUGCAUCUUUGGACUUUAUUCAUUGUCUGAACUUUAUUCAUUGUCAAUGUGCUGCAGUGGUUAUGGUGCUAAAAGUAUCCCUUUAAUGUUCCAAGUGCUGUGGACUUUGUGGGUAUUAUAUAAAUGACAAUAAUAAUAAUAACAAUAUCAACUUUAUUGGGGCAACAGCAGCAAUGGUUCGACCAAACUAAGUCUUUAUCAAGCUUGAUAAAGACCCGAUUGGGUCAAAACGUUGCUGCUCUUGCCCCAAUAAAGCUGCUAUUUGUGUAACUACCCUGAGUGCAUGGACCAUUAUUUGUAAUACAUAUCUGUAAGUGAGGCCUGAUGAGCCCUGGAUCUGGAGCAUCUUGGUUGUUUGGUGAGUACGGUAUCCACCAUCUCUUUAAUAAUAAUAAUAAUAAUAACUAUUUACGAAAGUGGUUAGCGUACAUGUGUAAUGGGAAAAUAUAUGGGGGAGAGUUUAAAUUUAAAAUACUAAGAAAAUGGAAUGCCUAAAUAUUAGUGGAACAGACAUAUUCAUGCUUUUUACUUAAAUUACAACCAUAUAUCUUUAUUUAGUUGACCCACCUAUUAGGUGCCCUCACUGAUUUCUAUUAUUUAGCCUUCAUGUUUAUUGGCAAAAAUUUCAGGAUUCGAUGUUCUGUGUUUGUCACACUCAGUGGCACAUUAGUGUAGACAGGGGUUUGACAUCCAUUUUGUCGGGCAUAUUGAUAACUUCUGAUACAGCCAAAUACAGAAGCCAGCCAGCAUGACUUAUAUUGGCAUUCAAACAGGACUACAACCUCUGAGACAUUUAUACAAAUCAGCACAUGGCACAUGAUACAAAUCGCUUAUAUCCCAUGAUGCGGUGUGUAUGAUUCCAUGUCAUUCAGGAUUCAAUGUUCUGUGUUUGUCACACUCAGUGGCACAUUAGUGUAGACAGGGGUUUGACAUCCAUUUUGUCGGGCAUAUUGAUAACGUCUGAUACAGCCAAAUACAGAAGCUAGCAAGCAUGACUUAUAUUGGCAUUCAAACAGGACUACAACCUCUGAGACAUUUAUACAAAUCAGCACAUGGCACAUGAUACAAAUCGCUUAUAUCCCAUGAUGCGGUGUGUAUGAUUCCAUGUCAUUCAGGAUUCAAUGUUCUGUGUUUGUCACACUCAGUGGCACAUUAGUGUAGACAGGGGUUUGACAUCCAUUUUGUCGGGCAUAUUGAUAACGUCUGAUACAGCCAAAUACAGAAGCUAGCAAGCAUGACUUAUAUUGGCAUUCAAACAGGACUACAACCUCUGAGACAUUUAUACAAAUCAGCACAUGGCACAUGAUACAAAUCGCUUAUAUCCCAUGAUGCGGUGUGUAUGAUUCCAUGUCAUCGUGGGUGGGUGUUGCCUGGGUACCCAACACAUAUAGGGUACCACUUGAACCUCUUGUACCCCUGAUAAUCUUAAAUAUUUAAAUAGCUAGAGGAUUGAGUAAAACAUAAGCUGUCGCCAACAAAAAGUCCAUUCAUAAAGUCUACACCAGAAGCCUCAAACGUAAUUUAUCUGAGGACCAAUGGCUUCUCACAAGUGGCUGCUCAUCAAUAAUCUCUAAUUAAGGUGCCACCAGCACCCGCUUAUGUCCUCAGGCAAGAGGAAGGCAGUUAGGGAGCCCCAAAUGGCUUUUAACUUGGGUUGGAGACCCCUGGUCUACACAAAUCUGAGGAGCAAGCAGUGACAUUUUUCGCAUCUUUGUGUAUCUUUGGGACAGUUUCCUGUUGGUUGUGAUGAUAUCAAAGCAGUAUCAACAACCAGAAUAAACACAUUUUAAGCAGACAAAAAGCAAAUUAAAUACAAUAAAGAUAGCCCGUCUCAAUGAGAAUACGUUAGUUUUGGUUGGAUUUAAUUUGUCCACAAAAUCAAUAGUGCAUACAUUUUAAAGUUACAAAAUGGGAUAUCUUACAGUCUAGCCCAUUUUAUUUAUUUGCAUUACAUAGUUUUCCUUUAUCUAAACUUUGGGUGUGAAUUCACUAAAUUGAUCAUUUUUUAAUAUUUACAAAGCAUUUCAAAUAUUAGGCCUAACUCAAUUACCAUUUUGGCCUAUUUCCUCCCCUCAAUUGUUGUCAAAUAUAAUUUCUCCUUUUAGUUAAUAAAUGCCAUUAAGUAACAUGCUCAAACAUCUAUUCCCUGCUUUUAAAGACAAUGGCAAGUUCGUAGCAGCUAAACCCGUUUUUUUAGAGUUUAACAUUUAAGUGGCAUGGUCCCCUUUAUAUAUAUCAAUAUGACAGAGGAAUUAAAUCCAUUUAUUGCAACCUACUGAUGUCUUAACCUGUCAUGUCGACCAUAUAAAUGAGUACGUUUAUGCUUUGAAGCAACUCAAGUCUUCUUCAAAGCAUGAAAUCUUUAAAUAUGUUUAUUAUCCAAGAAAUCUUGAUUAAUCGCGGAUCGUCAGAAGCGUUCAGUGUUUGAGCAAUGUCCGAAUGGGAGAACUGUGAUUGCUGUUUACGCACAUGUAUUUGUGUGUAAGUGCUUCCAAAGUGUGUUACAUUAAAUUGUAAUUUCUGUGUUUAAUGUUCCACAUCUAGGAAUUUUCCACUAAGGAAAAGACUAGUCUCAGGUUUUUACUGGGAUGUGCAUGAAGGCAUUCUGUCUUGCUGAUGCACAGUUCUGCAUGGGUGCUUUUGGAAGCUGAUGGGGGGAGGUAGUCUGGUGUCCCGUUUCAUUUUUUUUUCCUUCUAAUUUUAUUGAUGCUAAAAACUUCUAAGGGAGGAUUCAAGUGCAGUUUAAAUAUGUAAUUAAAUCCAUGCGUUGCUGCAGUCCAUGAAUAACUUCUCCUUUUGCUAAAUCUUUUCAAACAAAAAUGAAAUUGUGAGGAGUUCCCUUGCUAGGAUUGGAGAAGAUUCUAAAUAAGAUUAUUUUUGUGACUCUGCUCAGAUUCCAUUUUUAGAACUUUUUGUUUGUUUGUAUGUAUACAUAUAUACGUAAAUAUAGGUGCAUUCUAAGCAACGUAAACCACUACUUGCUGCUACAGUGGUUAUAGUGCUAGUAGGCAGCAGGCGCAAUAUAUAAAUAAAUCACCAAAUAGACUCCAGUGAUGAGUCCUAGAAAAGAGACAAGGCUCUAUUUAAUGAUUUAAAGAAACAUAGAAAUACCUUUACUUAUCAUAAUACAUGCCCGAUGCAAUGUUAUUUAUAGUGAUGUCCCGAACAGUUCGCCGCGAACGGUUCGCCGCGGACUCAUCAGUGAGUAAACUUUGACCCUGUACCUCACAGUCAGCAGACACAUUCCAGCCAAUCAGCAGCAGACCCUCCCGUUCGCGAACCGUUCGGGACAUCACUAGUUAUUUAUUAUUAUUUUAUUAUUUAUACAGCGCCAGAAAAUUCCAUAGCGCUGUACAAUGGGUGGACUAACAGACAUGUAAUUGUAACCAGACAAGUGGACCCUGCUCAGUGAGCAUUAUUGUAGUUGUUGUACCUGCUCUGGUACUUAGACUGCCCCAUUAAAUCACUGAAUUCUAGAAGUUAAUAGUUGCUUGUAGUAGCUAAAUAGUUGCUUGUGAGUUGCUUGUCAGCUUGCAGAAUGUAGACAAAAAUAUAAUAGACUUGAUUAUUGAAUAUUUAUUUCCCAGAUCUGCUAUAUUGGUCAACAUACUAUGUGUCAGUAGUCACCUUUCCAAAAUGAAAUGGUGAAUAAACUCCUUUGGUGGUGAUGGCACCUGCUAUUAGCCAACUAGAAGUUAGACAUUUAUUGAGCUUUUUUUUCAAUAAAAACAUUUUAAUUCUAUUUUUUUUUUUUUUUUGGUCUGGAUCAAUUGCCAAACUGUCUUGACACAACUUGGCAUUGCGUGCAGAUUAGCUGUCUGUGUAAGAUUCCACGAUGCUGCUGGAUCCUCUUCACAUGUUUUCAUACACGUGUAGAGAGGUGAGAGCAAUGCCACAGGCAUUUGUGGUGUAUCAUACAAGAAGAGGAUGUUUGCUACCAGCCAUUACACCACUAACAGGUGAAAUUAGACAUAGACUUUCCAACAAUAGACAUUCUAGAUGGAAAGAUUUGCAAUUACCGAUAUAAAAUCAGAGAAUAACAAAUUUAUGUUGUUUGAAGUAUGAAAUGGGGAUAAGAGUGGCUAGAGGCCAGAAGAAUCAAGAAGAUUGAAAAAAAAAAAACCCGGAAUGUCAAAACUGGAGUCACAAAUAAGGACUGUCCUGUCAGUUCAGGGACGGUAGGGAGGUAUGCAGUACAAUGGUGCUUAUUAUUCCAAAAUACUCUCGGAGUUUUAUCACAUUUAUGUAAAGGAGCCAUCUUGCUGUAUGAUGUCUACUUAGAAAAGGGAGGGACAAAGGUUUAGAGGGACAAAGGUUUAAAAAUAAUAUCAGGAAGUAUUACUUUACUGAGAGGGUAGUGGAUGCAUGGAAUAGCCUUCCAGCUGAAGUGGUAGAGGUUAACACAGUAAAGGAGUUUAAGCAUGCAUGGGAUAGGCAUAAGGCUAUCCUAACUAUAAGAUAAGGCUAGGGACUAAUGAAAGUUUUUAGAAAAUUGGGCAGACUAGAUGGGCCGAAUGGUUCUUAUCUGCCGUCACAUUCUAUGUUUCUAUGUUUCUAAAAGAAGAAGCCUUCUUCCACCUUCCGAUUUUCUACAAGGGUGCUUAGAUUUUGGUUAUCCGCGAAAAAAUAUUUAUAUUUGAAUAGUUGUUUCAAGAGAAAAACAAAAUCCUGAGAAAUGCCCAUUCUCCAUCCAUUUCAAUUUAUUUGACCAAUGCAACACGCAAUCCCCCCUGUGCUGGAUAUUUAUUCCACCCCAUGUCCCGUGCUAAUCUCUUUAUAUAUUUACCCCAUGACACCAGCUUCAAAGGCGUGCAAUAAAUGAAAUGUCAUAGUCAUGUAAAUUAAGCCAAGAUGGCUAAACCAAGUAAAGUAAGCAUUCUGAAAAGUUCCAUUCGGCCUAAGGAUAAUGUGAGUGUUACAGGAGAGAUUUGAAGGGAACCCACUGAAAGGGUUCUAGUGCGUUAAGGUAUUUAUCACAAAGUGUCUGACAGUCAGUCCUUUGAUCUCGUUCCUCUGUGUGUGUGUUUUCAUUUGGGAAUGGGUGAAAUCCUUACCCUUCCAGUAAAUCUAAUUGGCCUAGUGCAGGGGCCUGUAAGACGCAUUGUCUUAGUUCUUUGAAUAGUUUAAUAACGUUCUAAGGAUAUUUGGCGAUAUGUAGUCUGGCGGUGCUGGAGUGUUUGAGUUCCCUUGGCCUUUUUUUUUUAUUCGUGUUUUAUUGUUUUAUUUUUCCCCCUUCUUUUUUUUUCAGUAGCUUAAACUUGACUUUCUUUCCGACAAAUAAAGAUAACAAAACAGCUGGAAAAGUGAAUAAAAUAGAGAUGGCACUUCUAAGGAGAAAAACACUGACAUUCUCCAAGAAGAAAAUACUGCUGUUGAAAAGAUCAUCAUUUUUUUUCCCCCUGACAAUUUAAGAGAACAUCUGUGCGUGAUUGAAGUAACUACCUUCCCCGGUAGUAGUUGCCGUGUUGUUUGAUAUUUGAUAUCGCAAUAGCUAGCUUUCUUUCUGCACUCCAUAAUGAAUAUCACAGAUCUGUUUGUAGCUCAUUAAAUAUCUUGCUGUUAGUUUCAUCGCUGUAUAUAUCUAUUUACAUACAUACUUUCUCCUGGAAUGAUUGCAAUGUUGUAUCUCAGGUAAAGUUUAUUUUUUUUCCCAUCACCUAAUGGAUGUGGGUUGUGUGUUUUUCUAUCUUUUUCCUUUUUUUUUUUUUUUUCAAGGAAGACAAACAUGUAUUCCUGACACUAUAGUGUUUAACUAUGUAGGUACCUGGCCCCUCUUAUAUCCCAUGGGAUGGGUGUUUUUUCUCUGAUGGUCUCGCCGCGGCUGCCAGCCCUUCCAUGGAUGAUCUGGGGGUCUGGAGUCUGUAUAUGCAUCUUUUCGCUAUGGAUCUCUGCAUUUACAGAUUUUAACCCCUGUGCUUCUUGAGGUGUAACUCCACCCCAGCCAGCAUUAGGGUGGCUAAUGUCAAUUAUGUACAUAUAUAUAUGCACAUAGUUGCAUUCAUUGACUGAGAGCGUUCAGCUGACACUCUCAGCCAGUGAAUAGCCGAUGGGUUUGGCAUCCGGCUUCUGCAGCUCUGCAGAAUAUAGAUGCAUGUCUCGGGUACUGGAGAACCCUGAGUGCUUGACAGGACCUUCUUAAGGGGGAAAACGUUUGCAAAACAGAUAGGGACUAAUUUUAGCAAAUGUAUUUUUUCUACCCUUGACAAGCUUGACAAAAGUUGGAGCUACUGUCUGUCAGGCCUGCACCUCCAGGUCUCCUCAUGGCAAGCAGAGCAGUCAUCAUCUGGGGUCUAUGCAAAAUAUGCAAAGAAGGUGACAGAGCCGCUUUAACAUCGAGUCAAUAUCCUGAGGCUUAAGUGCAGCAUGUGGUGUUGGUUUUCAGUAACCCCUGCUAUCCAUUCAUAGUGUGUAACUGUAUUACUGUGCAGUCAACUCCCUCUACCUCACUUCCUAGCUCGUCACCAAAGCAUUACAUGUAUAUUAACUCACUGCUAUAUCCAGUGAGCUAUAUCAACCUCACUAUCUAACUUGUCACCAACUAUGGCUGUAAUUGCCGUAAUUCCUUCCUUCCUCGUUGCUGACACAGACAAACACAUAGGUGAGGAGUGGGAGUGAUGUCUAGUGCUCUAGUAUAUGUGAGUGUGUGUCACUGAACCCACACAUUACAAAUAUAUUCACUCACUGCUUCACACAUACACUACCCAUACAUUACAUGUAUAUUCACUCACUCAUUGCUUCACACAUACACUACCCAUACAUUACAUGUAUAUUCACUCGCUGCUUCACACAUACACUACCCAUACAUUACAUGUAUAUUCACUCACUGCCUCACACAUACACUACCCAUACAUUACAUGUAUAUUCACUCACUGCUUCACACAUACACUACCCAUACAUUACAUGUAUACUCACUCACUGCUUGACACAUAUACUACCCAUACAUUACAUGUAUAUUCACUCGCUGCUUCACAAUUCACAUAUACACAAUCCACACAUUACAUAUAUAUUCACUCAUUGCUUUACAUUAUCACCCAGAUAUAUUCUGUGAGGGUGAUACAUUGUAAUUGAGGGAUGCAUUGACUUGGCUGGACUUGGGACAGCUAUAAACCUAAAGGGACACUCUAGUAGCAUAAGAUUUAGAAUUGUAAAUCUGAUAAUAUAUUAUAAUUUAAUGGGACACUAUUGCCACACUGACCUUUUCAUGUUAUUGAAUUGAAUAUAGUGCGUGAAGUCCCCUGGCACUAUCCCUCCAUUCACUGUUAAACCACUUUGUGCAGUUUAACACUAAAUAAUGGUCCCUGGCUUCCCAUAGCCUGGCCCUACUGGAGAGGUGGCUAAGAGAGACAUUACACACUUCCUUUUAGCAAUAACGAUUUAUACCUGCAAUGAGCACUGCGAUUGACUAAAAGCGAUCAGCUGACAUUCUCAGUCAAUCACAUCCGCCAUUUCUGUUCAGGUGAAUGCUUCCUCAUUAGCCAGAGCAGCACCGAGGGAAUGGGCUGCUGGACACUCUCAUUUACCAUUUGGACAUUAAAAGUACAGUAAUUCAACACUGAACGGAAGGACAAGUGUCCAGGGACUCCAGACACUAUAACCACUAGGCAUGUGCAUGGGGAAUAUGUUCAGUUCGGCAUUCCAAAAUUCAGGACUUCGACACUUCGGAAAUUCGAUAAUUUCGGGACUUCGACCAUUUGGCAAUUCGGCAAUUCAUCUAUUCGGACAUUCGGAAGUACCCGAAUGUCCGAAUUUCCCGAAAUUUGUCCGAAUUCACAUUCAGACCGAAACGAAUUGCACAUGUCUAAUAACCACUUCAAUGAGAUGAAACGGUUACAGUGACUACAAUGUUUCUUUAAGAAUAGAUCACCUGGCUCAUUUUAUAAUUGUGGAAUGGAUCGUCACAUGAAUGUCUUGUUAACGCAUAAUUUGGGCAUAUUACGUUUAAAAACCACUGUUAUAAAUGGUAUUUAUAGAGCAAGCACUCUUCCAUUGCUGGCAGCUGCAGGUGGUUUAAAUUAUUACAAUUAAUACAUUUUUUAACAUGUUUCCAAUAUAUUUUAAAGCAGGUGGUGGAAGAACAUAAAAAAUGUACAAGAUCAUUAAAUGCUCAGAGAUUUUUUUAAGGGGAUAUCAGUGCAGUGUGGUAAAAAUGUGGAAUGUACAUUUUUAUACUGUGUUUCUAAAUAGAUCAUGGUUUAACAUCAAUGUAUAUUUUUAUUACUCAUGCCAAAUGUCCUCUAAUGUUUGCUCAGGGUGGAUGGUAGGAACCGCACUCAUUCCCAGCGGCCAUGGGUGCUCCAGAGCAGGACCAGCAAUCCCAGAAUAACAGGCAAAGAAGAAAGACUCACAGGCACUCCGAAUUCAAGCCGCAGGUAGUUUUAUUGUAACAGAAUGCAAUGCAACGUUUCGACCGUAAAGGUCUUUUUCAAGCUUGAAAAAGACCUUUACAGUCGAAACGUUGCGUUGCAUUCUGUUACAAUAAAACUGCCUGUGGCUUGAAUUCACAGUGCCUGUGAGUCUUUCUUCUUUCUCUAAUGUUUGCUCGUCAUGAAUAUUUGUGUUGGCUAUUUUGUUCUUUAAUAGGGGAAUUCACAAAGGUGGUGGGCCGGAAAUAUUUUGCAUUAAGGCACAAAAUGUAUCUGUUUAGAUGCAUUUUUACUAAAAUCUUAAUAAAUUUCACUUUCAUCAUCAGGAAAGGUCAAACAAUUCAAUCCUCCUUUUGCCAUGAAAUGCUGAUUAACCCCUUAAGGACCAAACUUCUGGAAUAAAAGGGAAUCAUGACAUGUCACACAUGUCAUGUGUCCUUAAGGGGUUAAAUCUGUCUGCACGUGUUCUGUCUUAUGGUUUUGAGUAGUGUUUUAAAAAUAAAAUCUUGCUUUACGUUUUGUCGUGCGUGUAAUUAUAGAAUGUUAAAAUAAUAUUUUCAGACUAUCAUGGCACCUUAUAGGUGCUAAACGUUAUGUCUAGCAGUUGUGUACAAUUGUCUUCUAAGGACCUUAAAAGAAAACUCUACCAUUAACAAUAAAGAUAUUGUUUCUUCAUACUUUUAGAUACAGGGUCCCCUUGCAAAAAAAAAACACCCAUUAAACUCCGCAGUUAACCCUAUGCUGGGACAGACUUCAUCCAGCAAUUGUCUUCUCUCUGCUUUUGAGAUCAUUCUAACUGGUGAUCAUUCGUCCAAUACAAUGCUACCGAUAGAGAUGUAUUAGGGAUCUAUGGUUCAUUCGUGGCAACCACCACCCUCUGCCAGUCAGAUACUUGAUCUAGAGAAGGCAAACAUGAAGAGUUUCAGUAAUUACUCAUUGAAGGCUUCCAAUAAGUGUCUUUAGUGACUAUCAGUUUGCCGCUAGAUGUGUAUUUAUGGUCAAAUACAAACAUUGAUGUUUAUCUGAAACAGAAAUUUUUAUAUUGCCAGGAAAAAAAAACUUACUGCUAUGGCCACAUGGGUUAUACAGCUAUGGCCAUGAUGCUAUGGCCACAUGGGUUAUACUGCUAUGGCCAUGAUGCUAUGGCCACAUGGGUUAUACUGUUAUGGCCACAUGGGUUUUACUGCUAUGGCCAUGAUGCUAUGGCCACAUGGGUUAUGCUGCUAUGGCCACAUGGGUUAUGCUGCUAUGGCCAUGCUGCUAUGGCCACAUGGGUUAUACUGCUAUGGCCACAUGGGUUAUACUGCUAUGGCCAUGAUGCUAUGGCCACAUGGGUUAUGCUGCUAUGGCCAUGAUGCUAUGGCCACAUGGGUUAUGCUGCUAUGGCCAUGAUGCUAUGGCCACAUGGGUUAUGCUGCUAUGGCCACAUGGGUUAUGCUGCUGUGGCCACAUGGGUUAUGCUGCUGUGGCCACAUGGGUUAUACCGCUAUGGCCAUGAUGCUAUGGCCACAUGGGUUAUGCUGCUAUGGCCAUGAUGCUAUGGCCACAUGGGUUAUACUGCUAUGGCCACAUGGGUUAUACUGCUAUGGCCAUGCUGCUAUGGCCACAUGGGUUAUACUGCUAUGGCCAUGAUGCUUUGGCCACCUGGGUUAUGCUGCUAUGGCCACAUGGGUUAUGCUGCUAUGGCCAUGAUGCUAUGGCCACAUGGGUUAUACUGCUAUGGCCAUGAUGCUAUGGCCACAUGGGUUAUGCUGCUAUGGCCACAUGGGUUAUGCUGCUAUGGCCACAUGGGUUAUACUGCUAUGGCCAUGCUGCUAUGGCCACAUGGGUUAUGCUGCUAUGGCCACAUGGGUUAUACUGCUAUGGCCAUGCUGCUAUGGCCACAUGGGUUAUACUGCUAUGGCCAUGAUGCUAUGGCCACAUGGGUUAUACUGCUAUGGCCACAUGGGUUAUACUUCUAUGGCCAUUCUGCUAUGGCCACAUGGGUUAUACUGUUAUGGCCAUGAUGCUAUCACCACAUGGGUUAUGCUGCUAUGGCCACAUGGGUUAUACUGCUAUGGCCAUGAUGCUAUGGCCACAUGGGUUAUGCUGCUAUGGCCAUGAUGCUAUGGCCACAUGGGUUAUACUGCUAUGGCCAUGCUGCUAUGGCCACAUGGGUUAUGCUGCUAUGGCCAUGCUGCUAUGGCCACAUGGGUUAUACUGCUAUGGCCAUGAUGCUUUGGCCACCUGGGUUAUGCUGCUAUGGCCACAUGGGUUAUACUGCUAUGGCCAUGAUGCUAUGGACACAUGGGUUAUACUGCUAUGGCCAAAUGGGUUAUGCUGCUAUGGCCACAUGGGUUAUGCUGCUAUGGCCAUGCUGCUAUGGCCACAUGGGUUAUACUGCUAUGGCCACAUGGGUUAUGCUGCUAUGGCCAUGCUGCUAUGGCCACAUGGGUUAUACUGCUAUGUCCAUGAUGCUAUGGCCACAUGUGUUAUGUUGCUAUGGUCACAUGGGUUAUACUGCUAUGGCCAUGAUGCUAUGGCAACAUGGGUUAUGCUGCUAUGGUCAUGAUGCUAUGGCCACAUGGGUUAUGCUGCUAUGGCCACAUGGGUUAUGCUGCUAUGGCCAUGCUGCUAUGGCCACAUGGGUUAUACUGCUAUGGCCACAUGGGUUAUACUGCUAUGGCCAUGAUGCUAUGGCCACAUGGGUUAUGCUGCUAUGGCCAUGCUGCUAUGACCACAUGGAUUAUGCUGCUAUGGCCACAUGGGUUAUGCUGCUAUGGCCAUAUGGGUUAUGCUGCUAUGGCCACAUGGGUUAUGCUGCUAUGGCCAUGCUGCUAUGGCCACAUGGGUUAUACUGCUAUGGCCAUGAUGCUAUGGCCACAUGUGUUAUGUUGCUAUGGCCACAUGGGUUAUACUGCUAUGGCCACAUGGGUUAUGCUGCUAUGGCCACAUGGGUUAUGCUGCUAUGGUCACAUGGGUUAUGCUGCUAUGGCCAUGCUGCUAUGGCCACAUGGGUUAUGCUGCUAUGGCCACAUGGGUUAUACUGCUAUGGUCACAUGGGUUAUGCUGCUAUGGCCACAUGGGUUAUGUUGCUAUGGCCAUGCUGCUAUGGCCACAUGGGUUAUACUGCUAUGGCCAUGAUGAUAUGGCCACAUGGGUUAUGCUGCUAUGGCCACAUGGGUUAUGCUGCUAUGGCCAUGAUGCUAUUGCCACAUGGGUUAUGCUGCUAUGGCCACAUGGGUUCUACUGCUAUGGCCAUGAUGCUAUGGCCACAUGUGUUAUGCUGCUAUGGCCACAUGGGUAGACUGCUAUGGCUAUGAUGCUAUGGCCACAUGGGUUAUGAUGCUAUGGCCAUGAUGCUAUGGCCACAUGGGUUAUACUGCUAUGGCCAUGCUGCUAUGGCCACAUGGGUUAUACUGCUAUGGCCAUGAUGCUAUGACCACAUGGGUUAUGCUGCUAUGGCCACAUGGGUUAUACUGCUAUGGCUAUGAUGCUAUGGCCACAUGGGUUAUACUGCUAUGGCUAUGAUGCUAUGGCCACAUGGGUUAUACUGCUGUGACCAUGCUGCUAUGGCCACAUGGGUUAUACUGCUAUGGCCAUGCUGCUAUGGCCACAUGGGUUAUGCUGCUAUGGCCACGUGGGUUAUACUGCUAUGGCCAUGAUGCUAUGGCCACAUGGGUUAUACUGCUAUGGCCAUGAUGCUAUGGCCACAUGGGUUAUACUGCUAUGGCCACUUGGGUUAUGCUGCUAUGGCCACAUGGGUUAUGUUGCUAUGGCCAGAUGGGUUAUGCUGCUAUGGCCACUUGGGUUAUACUGCUAUGGCCACUUGGGGUAUGUUCCUAUGGCCACAUGGGUUAUGCUGCUCUGGCCAUUUGAGGUAGCGCUGGCUUUUGCUGUUCCUAAAUGUUUUUUCUUUAAAUCUGUGGAAUGUGGUUGGUUACCUCAAAGGAAAAAGCUUUAAUAUUCUAAAGUGUAUAUAGACCAUAGGGUUCUCAAACACUGUUUUGGUUGGGCAAAUAUUUGGAGAGGUCCUACAUGCUCCCCCCAUGAUUUCUGUCAGAACAAGAAUAUCAUUUUGAGCCUGCAGUUUAUUUGUGGAAAAUAAUCCUUUUAUGUUUUUGAAAGACUAUGCAUAUUUAUUUUAAUCAUUACUUUUUAUUGUCAAAAUAUGUUAUGAUACUGUAUUAGGGGUUCUGUGUAGCUGCGUUCAGGUACUGGACAAACUGCUUUUUUUAUUUAUGUGAGCUGUUGACUUUCAUAAAAAAAAUGUAAAUUUUUGAAGUUUGAAUUUUGUAUGGCUUUGUUUUUUUUUUUAAUCCUAAUUUACUAAGAAACAUUCCUCUACACUGCAGAGAUAGAGCUGUAAUGACUGAGCUGAGGUAAUAGGUUAAUUGGACAUCCGAUAAUUUUCGAAGUCGCACAUGUUUGAGUGACUGAUGUUGUAGAAUAGGCAUCAGAGGCGAGUCUCAAUCUCAGUGUUCCUUCUCCCUUGUAACAGAUUAAAUUCUCGGUUUUGGUUUGCCAACUUUUAAAUUUUUCUUCUAAAAUUUAUUUUUCUUUUCUGAACUUAUUAAACCAUUAGUUUUUUUUCGCUUUUAUUUGUUUUAUUUUAAGAAACUUUUGGAUGACAGAAGACUAUACAUCGGCAAGACUUUAAGAGGGCUCCAGUUAAUCCGGCUUCUGACCUUUGCCGUUUGAAAUGCACCUGUUUCUCUUUUAAACCAUCUCUAAAGAGAUUCCUCUCCAAACACUAAACUCUAUUUAGAAAUGCAAUCGCAAGAGACUGCCGGGAUUAUCUAAUAAGUGUAAUGUGAACUUUCAGUUCCUAACUUUAGCAGUAAUUUCGAAACCAGUAAAAUCAGCCGUUGUGCUUAUCCUCAGACUUCAGUCUUUUAUAAACCAUACUCAAAGUCAUAGUCAAGCCAUACUCAAAGUCAUAGUCAAGCCAUACUCAAAGUUACCGUAGAUAGAUACAGGAUGGAACGAUUCCAUUUGAUAUAAUUCAGUGCUUAGCAUUGUUGUUGGUUUGCAUUUACUUUCUGCUUGCUAAGCGAUACAUUGGAUGGAUAGAUAGAUAUUGUGACUCAGAACCCAUCUUUAGUUAUAUAAAAAUAGACUAACUCAGAAACCACAUUUAAUUAGAUACAGAUAUACUCAGAACCCAGCUUUAAUUAGAUACAGAUAGACCAACUCAGAAUCCACCUUAAGCUUGAUGCAGAUAGAUUUACUUGGAACCAAUAUUUAGUUAGAUACAGAUAGACUGACUCAGAACCCACUAGACGAUAAAGAGAGACUGACUCAGAACCCACUAGACGAUAAAGAGAGACUGACUGCUAUGGCCACAUGGGUUAUGAUGCUAUGGCCACAUGGGUUAUGCUGCUAUGGCCAUGCUGCUAUGGCCACAGGGGUUAUACUGCUAUGGCCACAUGGGGUAUGCUGCUAUGGCCACAUGGGUUAUACUGCUAUGGCCAUUCUGCUAUGGCCACAUGGGUUAUACUGCUAUGGCCACAUGGGUUAUACUGCUAUGGCCAUGAUGCUAUGGCCACAUGGGUUAUACUGCUAUGGCCACAUGGGGUAUGCUGCUAUGGCCACAUGGGUUAUACUGCUAUGGCCAUUCUGCUAUGGCCACAUGGGUUAUACUGCUAUGGCCACAUGGGUUAUACUGCUAUGGCCAUGAUGCUAUGGCCACAUGGGUUAUGCUGCUAUUUAUCUACUAGUGGGUUCUGACUCAGAACCCACUAGUAGAUACAGAUAGACUGACUCAGAACCCAUUGUUAGAUACAGAUAGACUGACUCAGAACCCAUCGUUAGAUACACAUAGACUGACUUAGAACCCACCAUUAAGUAUAGAAAGACUGACUCAGAACCCACCAGUAGAUACAGAAAGAUUGACUCAGAACCCACCCUUAGAUAUGGAGAGACUGACUCAGAACCCACCAUUAGAUAUAGUGAGACUGACUCAAAACCCACCAUUAGAUAUAGAAAGACUGACUCAGAACCCACUAGUAGAUACAGAUAGACUGAACCCACCAUUAGAUACAGAUAAACUGGCUCAGAACCCACCUGUAGAAAUAGAUAGACUGACUCAGAACCACCUUUAGUUAAAUACAGGUAGACUGAUCCAGAACCCACCAUUAGAGAUAGACUGACUCUGAACACACCUUUAUAUAGACACAGAUUGACUUAGAGCUAUUUUACUGAGAAAGAUACAGAACGAUGUGACUUAUUGUAAGCUGACUUAUUUCCUCUGUAUAUCGAUGAAGGUGAAAUGAUGGGAAGAUCUAUUCAGUCAAGAAUGGAAUCUGGCACUAAAUUAUUAAAUUAAUCUUAAAAUGAGAAUUUUUCUGUAUUACUGCUGUGCAGCAUGCCAAGGAGGGAACGCUUGAAUAAAUAUAGCAAUGCAGCAGGUUUCCCUGGUAAUUAUUAUUACAUUAAAAAUAAUACAUCUCUGUAUCUGCUACCCAUCCGACACAAUGUAAAAUAGAUUAAUAAAUUCUAACUGUACCAUGAGUUAUUUAGCAAAACACAAACUAUGCUUUUUAUUGCUGUAUUGAUUAGUGUCCAUUUUGUUAUUUUAUUUGUGUGUGAAAUUAGAUAUAAAUGUAAGGUUCUAUGAGAAAUCCCUUUGUCCGAAAUCAAAUACUCCAGAUGAGAUUUAUCACGUUGUGUGCUACUACUUAAAUCAGAACUCCAUGUAAUCCCCUACCAGGUGGGUAUGUAAACUCGUUGAGUGUGACUAUCCUAUUUAAAGGGAAUGAAGCCAAGCUUCACGUUUUUCACAUUGACUGUGUCUACCAGCAGGGAGUCUUUGAUGUUGUAACAAUAGAACAUGCUUACAGUGAAAGAUUAGGACCCCUGACAUAGAGCCUGUUGUCUUUAACCCAUGUGUUACGUGAGCUUCUUAUAGAAUACUCACUAUUUUGGCAGAUAAAACCACCUGGGCUCGCUUGACGACUGUACUUUAAAGGGACACUACAGGUUAGAGGUUAUCAUCAUUUUUUAUUUAUUCUAUACGUAAUGUAUUACAAAAUGGAUGGAGAUUACACAUAUUAAAGUUCAUGUAAUUGCUGCAAAUUCCAAGUAUUAAAAGUAUCUGCAGUAAGAUCUGUCCAGGUGAGUAAGUUGCACAGCCAAUCAUUAUUCUCCAAUUAUCCUCACACACGAUCGAAUGGGGCGAGAUUUUUUCAAUUUGUUUGAUUUAUUCUUAAAGGAACACUAUAGUCACCUAAAUUACUUUAGCUAAAUAAAGCAGUUUUAGUGUAUAGAUCAUUCCCCUGCAAUUUCACUGCUCAAUUCACUGUCAUUUAGGAGUCAAAUCACUUUGUUUCUGUUUAUGCAGCCCUAGCCACACCUCCCCUGGCUAUGAUUGACAGAGCCUGCAUGAAAAAAAAUGGUUUUACUUUCAAACAGAUGUAAUUUACCUUAAAUAAUUGUAUCUCGAUCUCUAAAUUGAACUUUAAUCAUAUACAGGAGGCUCCUGCAGGGUCUAGCAAGCUAUUAACAUAGCAGGGGAUAAGAAAAUCUUAAUUAAACAGAACUUGCAAUAAAGAAAGCCUAAAUAGGGCUCUCUUUAUAGGAAGUGUUUAUGGAAGGCUGUGCAAGUCACAUGCAGGGAGGUGUGACUAGGGUUCAUAAACAACGGGAUUUAAUUCCUAAAUGGCAGAGGAUUGAGCAGUGAAGCUGCAGGGGCAUGUUCUAUACACCAAAACUGCUUCAUUAAGCUAAAGUUGUUCACGUGACUACAGUGUCCCUUUAAGCCACCACAACUUGCCCUUUAGUGAAUGGUAGGCAAACAAUACUCGGAAUUCACUUUAGAAAGGCAUUUCAAUGCUGUUUCUGGGUCACUAGCUACCAAGUUCCUAGUGUAACCUUCACCCUAGGAAAGACUUGAACCAAUGCUUUCCUUUAGGGAAUUUAAAGACUCUGGACGAACUCAUGCACAGCGUGAGGACGUCCAGCUUUGUUUCACUGAGCUAAAUUCAGUAAAACAGCAGGAAGCGCCUCUAGUGGCUGUCUGGUAGACAACAACUAAGGGCAGUCUUAACCCUGCAAUGUAAAGAUUGAUGUUUCUCAGAAAUUGCAAUGUUUUAUAUUGCAGCAUUAAGUGCAAGAGGGACACUGCACCCAGACCAUUUCAAUGAGAUGAAGUGGUCUAGGUGCCUAUAGUAUCCCUUUAAAAUUAUUAUUGAAAUGUGUUAUACACUUUUGAGUAAGCUUUGAUUUAAGGUGAAGAAUUUCUGGUGUUCUGUCUGUCACAUCAUCUAAAACAAGAGACUGUUAACAACCCACAUCUCAAGCCGUCACUGGCAGUAAAUGGGAAACGGCUUGUAUCUGUGGGAUCAGGCUGGAUGCAAAUUAUAAACUAAUCUUUGAUUUCAUUAAGGAAGUAAAUGUUGAUCUUGAUUUAAUAUUGUUUAAUGAGUUAAUAUUUUUGGAUAAAAGUUUAAAAUAUUUUUUUUUCAACAUAUUAAUAUAUCAAAAUAAUAUAUAUUUUUAGUAUCACACUUAUUAACCCUUGAUCCUUUUUAAAUGAACAUAGGAUUUGAGAAAGUGUGCAGGUAACUUUUGCUUUUGUUCCAUGUAUUUGGGCUGAUCAAUACUAGCCAUUUCUGCUGCCCAUGAGUAGUGGGAGUUUGAGUACAGGGCUUACUUUUGUGUGUUUGUAUAUAUUUUUGUAUUACACAGUCAUGUUACAGUGCUGCCACACACCCUACGUGUGCCCUACUAUGGGCUAAUAAGUGUGCAGGGAUUCAUAAAAAUAGCCAUCCCUGUCUCAUUCGAGAUUUUACCUUUUAGCUAAAAGCUCAGCUCAAGGACUCAACUUGACCUGGCAGGUGAGCUUACAUUUUAAUAACCAUUGGAGGACAGGUAACCUUUUUGAGUUUUAUUUUAAAUCUGCCUAUCUUUCCUGGUAAUUAUUAAAUAUCAGUUUUGAAGCCGAUGUUUUAAAACGUGUAACUUUUUCUUGUGUAAGUGUCAGGCUCCCAGUGCAUCUGCAAAAACAAACUGUGCAUGAUUUUAAUUUCUGCUCUGUCGAAACUCCUACCAGAGGAGUUUUCUUAAAACUGUUUCUUUGGGUCAAUCCUACCAAACUGAAGUUAAAAAAUAUUGUGACCGUCAGAAAACCUUUUGAUAUUUAGUGACCCUCAACUGGGAGCACGUAACACGGUCUCUGACAGCUGCUACUGCAAUGAAUUCUAAAAAGGUUUACAGCUGUGGGUUUGAUGUUGGGAAUAAAAAUUAUUGCAUUUAUAGCUUUUGAACUAUAUACUCCUCACCAGUACUUCCCCAUCAUGGAAAAUUCCCAUGGCAUUAUAAAAUAAUGAUUAACAGCCUGUUCUAUAGUGAACAUUUCUUUAUUUUAUGAUUCAUUUUCACGCAAACACAGGCAUUUAACUGUACUUGCUCUGGCGCUAUAGCCGUGUUGGGCUUUUUUUUUUUUUGACAAUUCUUUUAUUGAGUUUUACAACAAGAAUAAUAAGCAUGGGUAACAUUGCACAGUGGAAUGGUUACAAUCAGCGACAUGGGAUAUCUCAGCAACAUGUUAGGUAUCUCCAACAAAGGAAGACUAUUUCAUUUGAGGGAACAUUAACAUCAAAGCAUAAAAAAACAUUUUCUAUACCUAAGUCGUUAGCGGUAAUAACAACGGUAAAGUAAGGUCCUCUUUGGGGACAUAAGGUCAGUGCUUGAUAAUUUAUAGAUGAGUGUGGUUUUUUAGUUCGUAGAUAUCCUCUCUCCACCUCCCCCCGCACUACUAAUUAUGGGUGUUCCGUCUCUUACAUUGAUCGUGGUCAUGGUGGACAUAUUCUGUCGCCAUCUCUGACUAUGUACAUGGUGGGUAAGGAGUUGGAAGGUAACGGGUGUUAUCAAUAGCAGUUAGCUUCUGUUUGGUUUCACUUGGUAGCAUAUGUAGGGUAUUGGUAAGGUAACACUACCUAAAAUGCUUGUGGUAUAUGUCCACACGUAUUAGUCAUGUCUUGAGUGUUCUGUAUCAGUUUAUUGGUUUAUCAGUGUCUCAUAUGACGAAGCAUCAGUAUAUUUCCACGUCCUGGCCAACAAUGUUGUGACUGAGAUGAGUACAUGGAAGAUUAGUAUGGAUUUGAUUUUUUGAAACUUAUCUAAAGACAUACACAGUAGUCCCAUUUCAGUAGGGUAUUAUGUUUUUGCAGGUCCACCAAAUAUGGUACAUAGUGCCUUUGUCCGUCAGACACCUCCAGCAUUUAUCUGAACAGCUUGGAAAAAUUUUCGCCAAUCUGUUGUUGGGCUUUUCUUAAAAGAAAACUCCAUGCACCAUAAUUUUUAGUGCAGGAGUGCCCUCGCACCCUUCCAGAGUAAUCUGCCAAGCCAUCAUAGAAAGGCUGUGUCCACAUAGACUGCUUCUGGAUUCUUCUUGCAGGAGAAGCCAGCUAAUUCCAUUGACUUUCGCAUGUCCAGUAGAGGAUCACUCUCAGCUCGUGCUCUCAGCCAAUGUGUGCGAUGAGAAUCCAAAAGCAGGCUGUGAGUCCCGGGAAUGGCCAGAGAGAACUUUAGUGAAUAACCCUGUAAGACUAAAACUACACGGCCAGGGUCUUCGUGGCAUAAUAACCACUAGAGUGUGCUUGCAGUGCUCCUUUACUCGAGGUGUUCUGAUCCUCCAUGAAAAAAUACCUUGUUCUUUCUUGAGUAUAAACCGUUUUACACAUUUAUUGGUUUGCUCUCAAUAUAUCCUGACCACAUGCCAGGUUCUUCAUUGGUUUUCAUUUUUUUUUUUUUACCUUUAUUGGACAACAGUAACUUUCUUUUGGACCAUUGACCAUUAGUAAUUGUCUGCUGUUUUCAGUGUCCUUCUUUUGGAGUUUAUAGUAACUGUAGCAGUAAACAGUGGAGUUAUAAUCCCAAAUCUCCUGUUUUAUUCAAUAAAGUGAGUAUUGUAUUCAUACAAAGUUAGUGAAUUGCAAAACUUAACUCCGUUUUCAUUUAAUUUAUUUUGGACUAAAAUUUAACAUAUUAGUGGCAAACCCUGUGGGAUUUAUUUACUAAACUUAAUUGCAGUGAAUCGAAAUACGAAUUGCAAAAUUUAGGCAAAAAUAACUGAUUUGGAAAAACUCAGCCAUAGUCAUAGCUUGUUUGUUUUUGCCUAAAUUUCGAUGUUCAAUUCACUACAUUUCAAUGUUUUCUGAAUUGUUUUUUGAAAUGGAUUGAGCUGAUCUCACUCCUAUGGAUAUUUCUAACCAACGUAUUUGGUUUCAUCACUUUUUAUUUAUUUUUUUCAUAAAAAUGUCUACUCAAAAAAAACUGUCUACAGAUUAGUUAUGCUAUACCUUAUGCGACCUUAUACUAUAAAGCAUUAUAUAUCUAUAUCAAAUGUAGUUUCAUUUAAGUAAAAAUAUCCUAAUUUGUUUGGAGAAGGGUGUAAAAAAAAAAUGAUGAUUAUUAUUUAAUUAUUUUUAACUAAAGCUAGGCCGAUGCAUCUCAGAAAACACUCUUGUUGUAGUUUUUAGUGAAUUAUACAUCAGAAUCCUUCCGAGUUCGUUCAUUGAUGUCACUAGUGUGUCUAAACUUGGACAGAUCUCAAUGCAUUUGACAUUGACCUUGGCAUAAGUGGAGCAAAUAAAGACUGCUAAAUUAGGCCAGCUUUUUUUUCUUUUUAUUGCACUAAACACCUGUUCCAUGUGCUGCUCGGGUACUUCUUUUUAAACAGUAACUUUUUGUUGUUUGAGUUUGUUCUUUCUGAACUUGUGUGUGUUUGACCUGCAUUGCUCUGACACAAAAACUGUAAAUGCUAUUUUAAUAUUGCAGCGUUUGUCAGUGGAAUCUAGAUUUUAACCGCGAGUCUCCUUUGGGUGUUAAGCGAUACAAAGUAGAUUGUAGUGUGUUCUUUGUGUUCUAUUCAGGAUUACACUGGAUUUUGCUUUUUGUUUUUUUUUAAUGUCAGCAAGGGAUGCAGAUUUAUGUGUCUUGUACUCUCCAAAACUCAAGAAAGCUGAACAAUAAUAAGUUCUCGAACCAAGUCCUGAUGAAACUAAAUCCACCAUGGAAACAUGUAAAACUCUAUAUGCCCACAGAUAGUUUGGUUGUACACCUCUUAAGACAUUGUUAUCUAAUAUUAGAUAUGGGUUGCUUGGAGAAAUGAAAUAAAGAUGAAUAGCAUAUAUUGUUUUUCCUUUCCCUUUGGAGACAAGGGAUUUUGUAUGUUUCUGAUUAAGUUUACUAACUGUAAAUAUAUAUCAUUAUUAUUAUUUACGAAGCUGGAAUUUUUCUAUUAUUAUUUUUUGUGAUUAUUUUCAUACAGAGAUUAGAAAAUAUGUCUUAGUCUUUCAAUUUCACCACAUUCUCUCAUAAUUAUUAUUAUAAGUUAAUAUUUAUUUGUUGCUUCCACCUUGAUUAAGGGCAUGUAAAUAUGAAAAAAUAUAAAUUAUUUUUAAUUGUUUUGGUAAGCAAACAUAAGUCAAGUUGAGGUCUGUCACACGUCCAGCCCCUGCACAUCACCGGUAUCACAUAUUCUCCCUCCUUCACCUAUAUCUUAGUGUAGGGAUGUAUUCGGAUGUAUGGCAUGAAGACAUUUAAAAGGAUAAGUGUGACCAAUAAUGAGAGAUACCAUGUGGUAAUACCUUCUGAACAUUCUAUAUUUUCCGAAAGCUGUUGACAUUUCUUUUUUAUAUAUAUAUAUAUAUAUAUAUAUAUAUUAUUUUUUAAAUAUUUUUCUUUAAUACAUCAAUACAAACAUUAACUUUUAGAUCGCAAUACAUGUAAUCAAAACAAUUAACUUUUUUUCCAUACAAAAAAGAUGUCUAUAAAUUUACAUGGAUUACAGAAUUAAAAUGCAUACAAAAAAGAGCACUCUGACAUACAUUCACUUGCCCCGAGGAAUAAUAUUUACUUUAUUUCUCAUUGUCCAUAUCUAUAUCUACAUUCCCAUUUCCUAUAUUUAACCUACAUCUGUUAUAACUCAUUUUCCCUUGGGGCCCAUUCAUACCUCAGGGGCAUUAUGCAUUAUAUUUAAUUUUUGUUGACAUUUCAGUUGUUUCUAUUGAGUGCUAAUAGCUGCACCUAAUGUAUGCACCUUGAAUAUAGACUACAGUGGUCCUCAAGUUACCCACAAUAUAUAUUUUCAAAUCAUCCAAUAAACACAGAUAACUGUGUUACUUUUUCACACAACAGCUACUCAAUCUAUGAUCAGUUAGUUGGUACUAGAGGGGCCUUGCUGUCAGUUAUAAAUAUCUUAUAUAUAGUCAUUGUUAUAUUAUUCUUAUAUUUAAAUAUUAAUACAUGUAUUCAUUUUCUCUUUAAUUGGGUUUUCCUAUAUUUUUGGGAUUGGGGCUAUCACUGUCAUAGAAAAGUCAAUAUAAAAGAAGCCUUUGCUAUGAUUCGUUGCCAUAUAAUAAGACUUUAUAAAGGAAACCGGUACCUCCGGCUCUUGAACCUCAUUGUAAUACUGCUUAAAUGUAUCGAUGACAUCUUACAUUUUGUGUUCUAACGCAUGUUCUUUUCAAGCUUUUGUGUACAUCCAAGUAUUGCUCUUCCUGGAUCUUCUACUGAUAUUAUAACCAGGAAUAGAAGCCCAUGGUAAAAUAUUUCCCGCGUGUUUAAGGCAAUAACAUAAAAUUAGAUGCCCUUAGAAGAAAACACAACAUAAAGAGGAACUAUUUGACACAAAUGACAGAUCUGAUCUGCUUUCUGGAUAUAUACAGGGACAUUCUCUGAAAUAUGUCUAAAUGUAUGUCUUUGUGCUUUUGCCGUGCAGGACGGAGAAUCUUUUGCUGAAGCCAGCUUUGCAAUGAACCCUGGCGAGAGGAGGGAAUACCUUGACGAUCAGGUUACACGCAAGUCUUUCCCCAAGCAUCGUCUUAUGACCAGUGGACAUAGUUCUUUGCAAAGAGAUGGGCCUGGUUCAUUCCUUUUGGAUCUUCCAAAUUUUCCUGAUCUGUCCAAAGCUGAUAUAAAUGGCCAAAACCCAAACAUCCAGGUAUUUGCAAAUCCUUUUAUUUAAUUUCUCAGCUUCUUUUUGUUAAUAAGUUUUUUUUCUGUACGAUUCCUAUUUUGCAAUUUUUAAAGGGUCAUAAUAGUUAGACUUACCUCUGCUACGUUACUGGACAAACUGGUCAAAACAUUUAUAACGUGAUUGACACCACUUCUCCUGUUCCCCUGUCACAAUGUGUUAGUCUCCCUCAGGUGGAAAGGGACAUCUUAAAGGAGAGAAAAUUUUGUACAAUUCUUGACAUUCAGACCUCAAUUUAAUAUUCUUGGAUAAGCUUUCCAAAUGAUUUAAUGUGUUUGGAUACAUUUUUUAAAUUAUAUUUUUAACAUAUUAAAAUAUCAAAACAUAUUAUAACAUCUGUAAUAAAAUAUAUCAAAAUAUUACAAAAUUAAAAUAUUGAUCAUCGUAUUAAAUCAUUUUAAAAGUUCAGCCAAAAUUAUUAAAUAAUUUGGAAAUCUUAUCCAACAAUAUUAAAUCGUGCACUUAGUGUGUCAGAGAUAUUGCAAAAUAAUACAAAUUCUGCCAAGAUGCCCAAGUGAAAUACAGAGAAUGGCAGUAUUUAUUUCAGGAGUUUGUCCUAAAGAUCACUCAAAAAACUUGUCUCUUGCUGUAACAUUCUUAGAAUGUUAGGUUUAUGAAUGUUUGUCAGACUUCAUUGUUAGAAAGUGUUGAUUAUUCUUGUCUCAAUGUGAAAUCUAUUAACUUUAUGAUUUGUAAGUUUACUUGCAAUAUUUAUGACAAACUCACCUAGUUAGGGGAAAACACAAACUAAAUCAAGCAUUUCUGUCUUUAUAAAAAUAAAAAUUGUAACUUUGAACCACUCAACAUUAGAGCCCGUUGUAGUGGUCAUGGUGCCUGAAGUUCCUUGGUUUCCUCCCACUGUAAGUAGUCAAACCAUAUGUGAACAGUUUGACAGCUUACUUGGGGUCUGCAGGAGAAGAUGAUUGGUUGCCAGUGGACCCCCAGGUAAGUUGUCACAAUAUUCACAAAUGGUUUGACUACCUACCUUAUGUAGGUGCAAAGGUACUCCUUGCAUCAUAGACACUACCGCGGGCUAUAGUGUUCCUUUAAUUAAAAUCUAUUUAUUUUAGUUAUCAUUUUUUAUUUAAUUAUAUUUGAUUUGUGUUUUAACUUGUCUUGGAAUGCUUUUUGUAGCCUGUUUGUUAGAGAUUUCUGUACAGUCUUGAAUUCUAGAUAUUUUUGCUUGUUAGUAAUUUUGAAAAAUCUGGUAAUUGUUUUCCUCAUUACUUUUAUAACUCUGUGACAUCAGUUCAUUUGUAUCAAAACUUUUAUUUGUAUCUACCUUGCAUACAGCUGUAUGCUCAUCACUGCACAUGCUUAAUAUGUCACUGGUAACAUGAAUGUCAUGCAGUGUGUUCUCUGCUCGCGUGAAAUACACCUGCCAAUGGUUUCAUUUCAAUGGACGCCAGUUUGGCGUAGUACAGCACAUGCAGAGCUGCCUUUAGCCAUUCCUUGUUUUGGUGUUAUCAUAGGGUUAUCAUAGAUGAAUCACGAGCUGCAAAAAAGAUACUAGAUUUACAUAUUAAAAUUUUUAAAUAUUAUUCAUGCGGAGUUAGAUCAGCGGUUCCCAAACUGUGUGCCACUGCGCCUCAUGGGUGAUUAUAGCACUGGGGAAACAUUACUGCUGAACAGAGGCCCAGUCGGGUACUGCAAUCCUUUAAGACCGCUUUAAGACUUCCUCCCAGCGCCAUGCAGGGAGACAGCAUGGGAGGGAGAGGAGGCAGCAGGCGGGGAGAGGAACACGAAGAGCUCCAGACCCCUCACUCCCACCAACAGCACUCCAAGCCACCCUCCUGGACACAUAAGGUAAGCUAACAGGAGGGUGGCUGGAGAUAUUAAAAAUAUCACUUGUGUGUGUAUAUGUAUAUAUGAGUGUGUGUGUGUGUGUGCAUGAAUGAAUGAGUGUGUGUAUGUAUGAGUGAGUGAGUGAGUGUGUGUGUGUGUGUGUGUGCGUAUGUAUGAGUGUGUGUGUGCAUAUGUGUGUGUGUCAGGGUGUGUGUAUGAGUGUGUGUGUCAGGGUGUGCAUCUGUGUGUGUGUCUGGUUGUGCUUCUGUAUGUGUGUAUAUAUGUCAGUGUGCUUCUGUGUCAGCGCCUGUUUGUGUGUGCGCAUACAUCUGUGUGUCAGCAUAUGCGUAUGUGCAUCUGUGUGUCAUUGUGUGAUUUUAUGUCAAUGUGUGUAUCUGUAUCAUGGUGAGUGCAUGUAUCAAUGUUUGUGUGUGUCAGGGUGCGUGUGUGUAUGUCUCGGUGUGUAUCUAUGUGUGUGUAUGUGUCGGUGUGUGUAUGUGUCGGUACCUAUAUAAAUUUGUGUGUAUGUAUAUCUGUGUAAGUAUGUAUGUAUGUAUGUGGUAGUGUAUGUACAUACACCUAAGCAGUCGUACACCAGCACAACAUACAAACACACCCCUGCAUUCAAACACAAAUACUUCACACAAAUGUACACCCGCAUUUAAAAGUGAACAUAACAUUCAAACGCAAACAUUACAUACAAACACACCCCUGUUUUAAAACACUAAAAAUAUAUACGAGCACCCCUUCAAACACCAACACUGUACAUUACACUAUAGCGCCAGUAAAUCCUGCAGCGCUGCAUCGAUAUACAACCUAGGAAUUUUGACUUGGGGUGCCAUGGAAAAAUACUGAAAUAUUAAGGGCGCCUUGAACCUAAAAAGUUUGGGAACCACUGGAUUAGAUCAUUGUUGAAAGGAUAUAUUUCUCUUUACUUUAGUAUUAAGGUUUUUUUAAACAAAAAUGUUGCAUCCAUCUUGGUCUGCCUGUUGGUCAUUGUAGCACCUGGCAGUCAGAAUAGAGAGAGCGUACAUAGAAGAGGAGAAAUGAAACAAUGUGUCUUUUCUCCUCUCAUUUGUAACAUGUGCCCUGAGUUGGAUUGUGGUGUCUGUAAUUUCCUAAUUCUUCAAUAUACAUUUUUAAUUAAAUAAAGCAUGGCAUGUAAUCAGUUCAAACACUUGUGUCAUGGCUGAUGUUUUUGUAUUAUUUAGUGGUGUACUUUCUAGAGAACCGGUGAUUUCCUUUUAAUAUACAUACAAAGGAAUGGGUAAUAAGUUAACCUUUUAAAGCAUACAAUAACACAAAUUAUUAUAAAACCUAGAUCAUUCAUUACAUUUUCACCUUCAGGACGAUAUUCUAAUAAAAACAGUUGUUUCGGACAAAUCGAAUCAUCCGACAAAAAGUUUUUGUUCUGGUAGUCCAUAUGGCAUUGUGGUAUUGAUGAAUUUCAUCCAUGCAAACGAUUCGAAAAACAAUAUAAAUAUUAUGUUUUCAUUUUGUAGUGCUCUUUUCCCGACACUAGAUUCACAGAUCAAGUGAGGAAAUUUCUCCUUUUUUUCAUCAACUGGACACUUGAUCUAUGAAUAAAAUGGAAAUUUAGUGGAAAUUCAUCUUUUUGUAAGUCAUUUCUUUUUUUUUUUGACAAAACCCUGAAUCAAGCAUCAAAUGAAACAGUUUAUCCAAUGUAAUUUUCAGUUAUUUCAUGAUACAUAAAUAUGGCAAUUCGGGAGAUGCACUUAUCGGACAACCUGCUGAUUGCUCAAAAUGUGGACAAAUCUCAGUUCGUUUGAAACCGAAUGCACAAUCAAUGCAAAUACUAGCAAUGUGUAGCUAUGAGAUGCUACUCUUUGUAAAGUAAUGCCAAAUCAUGUUUGAUAGGUGCAGCUUAUUCAAAGUGUAUCUUGUAAAAAUCCUGGUCAGAAAACGGAUUUGCAUUCAACUAGAAAGUGAAGGUAUGUGUUAUGUAUACUAAAUCACAAAAUGUAGUGUAUACAGAGCGUUCACAUAGAUGGAAAGGUGAUUACAUAGAUCCACUAAACUGAAAGCAGCAUCUUCUCUUGUGGGGUGUCUUUUCCAUGAACCCCUUGCAACCCUACCUACCCUGAGGACAUUUCUCUCUGUGAUGGUGCUUGGAGGAAGAGAGUAAUUCAUAUUAUUCUGCACUAUUGAAUUCUGGUUGAGUUUUCAGCCCCUGGCAGUUGGACCUACAGAAACAAGUCAACUCUUCCACGUUUGUAAAAGUACAAAAUGGGGGAUGUAUGGAACCAUUCCAUUUGUUGUGCUCGCCAUAGGUACACACCCCAAGAAGACGCCUGUUAACAUCAGCUGCCCAAAUGACAAAAAAUUUGUAAUGCCAAACCAUGGUGGCAGAAGCUGUGUGGAGCUUUAUGACACAUUUUUCCAAAGAUUUGGUUGGUCAUAAGGGACAGUAACCUCUAUUGGAUCAUAUGACAUAUUUUGAUCAUGUCGCAAUUCCAGUGAAAUUCUGAUGCAUUCCGAAGGAGAUUAUCAUAAAAAUUCUAUCAUUACAUAAAAAAAAAAAACCUCAAAAGUGAUAGCACUGCUUAAAUUCUGAAUUCCUGCAAAUCCACUGAAACAAAGGCAGUGCUUUAGAAAAAUGCUGGACAUAUGCUCACUCUACCUAAUUGGAAUUCCAGAUCCCGAGGCUGGAUUAAAAUCUGCCGUUUAAAUCUGUUUCGUAUUGAAUUCCCCGCUGCUCAGCAAACCAGGGAGGGAGUUGAAAGGAUUGCUGAACUGCUUAUGUAAGCCCCGUACUUUCAUCAUUACCAUUGACAUAUAUCCAAAUAAGUAGUUCUUAUAACACACAGCUCUUCCCUGGCAGUUUAUCUAGAAUUGCUCAAUGUCUGCAGACGUCAUUCCCAUGACAGAUGAAGUGCAAAUGUGUCCUACACUGCUUAAAUUGUCCAUUAGCUUUGAUACAAAUGUUGCACGCCACAAAAGAGAUGGACCUGCACUGAUAUAUUACUUUUUUUAUGGAAAUUAAAGUGAACCCCGUCAUAUGAAUUCUUAGUACUGUAUUAAUAAAGGAAAAUUCUGACUUAUUAUUAAUAAAUCUAUGGUAGUUGUUCUUAUGUAGCACUCUGCCUUAGAAAAGCAUCUGUUGUUGCCUUGAUAGUCCCUCAUCAUCUUAGCUUUUAAAAAUAAAUAAAGAUUCAUGGAUUUUCCACUCACGCCAGUACUAGCUGAUCGAAGUCUUAGUGGCCCUUUUUUAUUUGUUGCCUAGCACUGAAACCAUUAAAGGGACACUAUUGUCACCAGAACUCUUUUAGCUUAAUGAAGCAGUGAUGAAUAGAUCAUGUCCCUGCAGUUUCACUGCUCAAUUCUCUGUGAUUUAGGAGUUAAACUGUUCAUGCAGUCCUGCUCCCACCUCCCUGCAUGUGACUUACACAGCCUUCCUAAACACUUCCUGUAAAGAGUCAUCUAAUUAUUGCAAUUUCUUAUUUCAAGCUCUGUUAAUAGCUUGCUAGACCCUGCAGGAGCCUCCUGUAUGUAAUUAUAGUUCAAUUUACAGUGCAGGCGGUGUCAGUCACAACCGGGAAAGGGGGGGAGGGGAGGGGUUUGCUAGGGCUGCAUAAACAGAAACAAAAGUGUUUUAACUCCUAAAUGGGAGUGAAUUGUGCAGUGAAACUUCAGAGGCCUGAUCAAGACACAGAAACUGCUUCAUUUAUAUUUAAGUUGUUUUGGUGACUAUAGUGUCAAUUUAAGAAAGUAACCCCGAGUGCGUGGUUUCUUUCUUAAGGAAAACACUUCUCAGAGGCCAGAAAUUUAGCCCAGGACUGCCACGUGAGACCUAAAUAAAGACUACGAAUGACAAGCAAUCAGAGUUAGAACUUACAAAGUUACAAGGAACCUACAGUCAUGAAAAUAAUAACUUUACUUACCUUUUUUCCAGUGCUCGGACUCCCUUGCUGCAGCCUCCGCUCCGCCUCCAGCAUCCAAACUGACAUAACCCAGUCUAUUGCUUCUUAUUGAGCAAACGCCGCACUCCUCCAAUGAAUGCUUCUCUAAGCAUCCUUGGAUGCCAAGACCAAAUUUCACUGGGUAAUGGAGGAAGAAGCGCCUUGGGGUAAAUUUAACCCUGCAAAGUAAACUUUUAAAUACCGACAAACUGCAAUGCUUUCCGUUGAAGGGUUAAAAUGACAGGAACACUCACAGGGUUAUUACAAUUUAUAUAUCUCCAAUAUGUAAUAUUUUUACAUACAGAACCUGCAGUGAGUUCAAUACAUGGAUUCCACAUUAGUAAAUGGGAUUUAGUCAGCAAAGUCAUGGGGGACUCGGGGGGGAAAUAACCUGGUAACAGGGAAUCGUGGGAUUUGGUAUACAAAGACAAUUACUCUCUUACAGCUUAUACUUAAAACUAUUUAAAGUAAUUUGGGAAUUGACCUCCCCGAUUCAGUAGAUUGUCUCCAGCUUGCGUGCUAGUGAAAAUUGUACCUGGCGGGUCAGACACGAUGCAGCAGCUGACGAGUGUUUGAUGAAUUAUCAUGUUAAUCUUUUUAUUCAGUCACAGGUCAAGGAUAUUCCUCCAUGUAUCCUUAUCUGCAUUAAACCAAACUGCGCAGAUUGAAACUAAGCAGGCGUUGACGUAAGCAGAUAAUCAUUUUGUGUUAGGGUACCAGACAUCACAGCGUUUAAGUCUCCUCCAGAAGUGUAGCAGACUGUUCUGGCAGUAGAAGGGUUAGAAUGACAGCAAAUAUUAGUGCAUUGUCUUAAGAGCAGAGGAAAGCCAGCCUAAUGCUAUGGUUGUGCUUACUGUGUAACUGUACAUUACUGUCUCUUUUGGAAAUGUCAUCGUUUUCAUAAGGCUGCACAGGUCGCCCAGGGCCGAGCAGAUAAUUUUUACACUAAAGAUGAGUAAAUUAAUUUGGCAGAGUUCCUUGUUGUAUAGCCGUAAAGCUUUUCAGACCUCGCUUAUCUAUGUAGAUUUUCUGUAUGUUGGCUCAGGGAUUUAGUCAUUAAACAUUAAAUUAUAAACAGUGUAAGCAUUGCAUGGAAAACCGAAUGUAAAAUUGCACGUAGGUGAAAAGUGUUAAUGUAGAAAAAAUCUCUGGCUUGAGUUAAAGCCACCACUCGGCUAUAAUAGGCACAAUGUUGUAAUUUGUUAUUUUAAAUUUACUAAAAUGUUUUAUUUUUCACUGUAAAAACUAAAGACAUGUAUGAAGAUGUGAAAUGUGUGUUGCUUGUUUGAUCAGAUAAUAAGUUAAUAAAUUAUGUGCAGCCCUCCACCACACACAUCAUGGAGUCCUGCACAAACAACUGCAGCCUACACGCAUUCUAAAAAAAGAAUUAAAAGGAUAAAAUAGCAAAACAAUUACAGGUUUAUUCCCUAAAAUGAGAAUUCAAAGGGAAUUUCAAAUUGAAGGCCAGUGUAGCUAAACUGAAAGUGUAUCUGACUCAGAUUUGAUUGAUUAUAGUGUUAACCCAGUCAAUAGACAUACUGAGACAAAAUAAGGACUAGUUUGUCUCUAGACAAAUUCCUACCCCUGACACUUCUAGUCACAGGGCAGAGCGUCCGCCAUCUAGAAGUGUCAAUCAUCCCCAGCCAUCAGCGGUAAUGGCUGCAGGGAAUUGGUUCUGUCUAUGGAGGAUGCCAGGUUCAGGUAAGUAAAUCUCACCUUUCCCGGCCACCAGACCACCAGCAGCGAUGUCACGUCGGAGGUCUUUGCAAAUUCUGCAUACUAAGAAUAAGACUGGCAAUCUAUGUUUCAGUGAAACUGGGAAAGCACUGUGUGUACAGGGAUAUAAUUCUAGAAUAUCCUUGUGUAAAGGGUAUAGGGCAGGGGUAGGCAACCUUUGCCACUCCAGAUGUUGUGGACUACAUCCCCCAUAAUGCUCUUAGACCCAUAAUGCUGGCAAAGCAUCAUGGGAGGUGUAGUCCAAAACAUCUGCAGUGCUGAAGGUUGCCUAUGCCUGGUAUAGGGUUAGCCUUGUGUAAAAUUGAUUAAUGUUUUGUGCUUGAUUAACAUUUUCAGGGAGAGACGUGUCCUUUUGGGGCUGAAGAUAAAUGAGGUAAAAAUCAAUCUGCUGUAGUCAUGAAGUCAGCCACAUAUUGGCAAGAGUGUGUGUAUUCAGUCCUACAUUAUACAUAUAUAUAAAUAUUGGGUCAUUUUCUUACAUGAAGUGAUCUGGUUGUCACAUUUCCCUUGUUUGAACCCUGCAAUGAAAACCACUGCCUUCCACUGAAAGGGCCUCUGGUUGCUCUCACUCUGACAGCCACUAAAAGGCGCUUCCGCUAAGAUAGUGGAGUAAAACCUAGUUUUGCUGUGCAUGAACACUCGCCUCCUAAUGCUUUCCUAUGGGAAAUGAUUAGAUUGGCUGAGAUCAUCGAUCUCCAUGAUCUCAGCCACGAAGGCAGGACAGCAGCACGGAGAACAUUCCUGCAAAGAAAGCAGGGGUAAGUAGUACUGCUCUUCCACUCCUUACAGCGGAGGGCAGGCUACCUAAACUGCUAACAGGCACUAUAGUGUUCCUUUAAGUUUGGCACGGGUCUUAUAUGCAAUCAAAUAUUCCAUCCUGGAUAAACUAGGAAAGUGACCAACAACAGCUGGUCUACCCCAGCAAGCUUAGCUAAACCAUAACAGAUAAUGACCUGUUGGUUGUUUUUACAUGUAAAUAGGUUAAGGGGUCAUGUGUGAAAGUGCAAGAAUUAAAUAUCUGGCAUUUGGUUAUAAUGUAUUUCAGUGUGCUGGUUAAGCUACAUAUUUCUAAGUAGGCACUCCCUAACCAAACGGCACACUGUCUGUGGUGUGUUGGGUACCUUACCUUGGGUCUCAUGUGGAUCUACAUCAUACAUUAUAAAUUAACUAAUAUAAUACGCAUAUGGUUAUACUUAUAAAUUAGCUAGUACAGCGUACUUGAAUGUUAAAAGGUUGUCCCACAGGCACUGAAUGCGUAUUAAAAUGUUUUUUUUAUAUACAGAACAAAACGAAUUCCAUUCAUCCACAGACCCCAAAAUUAUUUGCUAUGUUUCUGCCUGAACAAAAGAUUGCAGCGAACUGUGAGAUAGGUACCGGGUUCUCAGAUCCGAUUAUUUGUGUGCGGCAUACAUGCAUAGCUUUGUGUGUGUGUGUGUGUAUACUAUAUGUUUUUAAUAUGAUGGUGCUUAACUGUUAAAUCUGUUUGAGCAGAAAAGUGGUUUUACUGAGAACCAAGAUGUUUAGAACUCGGCAUUUAAAGGUCCCUUUCUAAAUACAGAUGUUAGCAAUUUAAAUGUCUUGUUCUGAGUGCUAUUUCCUACCUUUUUAAGUAAUGCAAACUGUUAUUUCAGUAAUGCCUGUAAUUUCUCUAAUCAGGUCAGUUUAUCGUGAAUGGGGAAUAGAGUGGUUUACUUAUUAAAGUCAUUGUGCUGUUCACAUGUGCUCAGAUCAGUCAGAUAUAUAUAUAUUAAAAAAAAAUUGUGAUAGUUAAAAUGGUUGCAGGAAUUGAAUUACACACACCCUGACAAAAGUAUGUUUUCCUUUAUAUUUCAGGAGAGAUUCCAUUAUUAUUCUUUUGUGAAACUUUGCAAUGCCCUCAGAGAAUUAUUAUAGUUUAAGUUAAAUUGAAGGACAGUACGUAUGUGCCGGUCAAAAAAAAUCUUUCUCUUACGGGAAAAGAAUUAGUAAGGCUUGUCUGCAAAUGGCUGACUUUGAACCGUCUGACCUCCAUGAGUGUAAUAACUGACUUGGAAAACUUUCAAAUUGGCUAAUCAUGAAUAGUGAAUCAAUUGCGAAAGUCAUAUCCAGUUGGAUACAAUUAUAAAGUUAGCCAACGUCUUAUACAUAGUAGCCAACUUUCUAUAGGUACAGUGCAAACAUACAGUAUUUCCCCAUGGUUCAUUCUUAAUCUAUUCUAUCAUGUCACAAGUUUAAAAAGAACAUAACGAAAUUGAAUUCUGUGUGAUAAUAAAUAAAAUAGCACAUUGUUAUUCCAAUUAGAAAGGUAGUUCCCCAAAACAUCACUCAUAAAAAGAAUCGUACUAACGUUUUAGAAUUUAAAAUUCACUCUUAACGCAUUAUUUAGGUUAUUUGAGUGAAUAAUCCUCCUGAUAUCCCCUGCAAAAUAUAAUCCUUAGGUACAUUAAGAAAACAAAACACGUAAUUUUCACUAAACUGAAUGCUACCAAAGUAAAAUCCAAAUGGCAAAAUUUAGGUUAAAACAUUACUAUAGCUGAGCCAAUUUUUCCAUUUUAAUUUUAGUUUGCUGCCAUUUAUUAGUUAUCAAAUAAACCCCUUUGUGUAUUUAUGUAUAUAUAUAUGUGUAUAUAUAUAUAUAUAUAUAUAUAUAUAUAUAUAUAUAUGUAUAUAUUUCUUAGCAUAUAUACGGCAAUGCCAAUGACAUAACAACACAUGGUCUCUGUGUAAGACAUUGGCACUGUGUGGUUCGACAGUGAAUAACGCGAACAUGGUAGUAAAUAUUUCACAGUCUAGGUCUUUGCCUUUGUGUCUGACUUAAGGCUGAUUAAAAGUCCAUUCUUCCGCAGUAUUCUUGGCUGAGUUCACUAGAUCAUUCAUUGACGGGAAAUGUUGCUUGCCCCACCUGUGCUGAGCAAUUGACACCUUUUCAAAAACGUCUGCCCUAUUAAGUAGCAUUUGACAAUCGUAGCUGCAAAUUACUGCUGUAGACUGUUUAAGCAAACCUGAAAAUGCACGGUUAUAGACCAUCUGUUACUUUUAUAGUAAGGCACAAAGUCAUUCUGGCAACCGCAAUAUUAAACAUCUGUGCGGCAUUGUCAGCCCAUUGCCUGUCUUUACUCUCCGUAUAAUGAGACUGUAUCUUUAACGUUUUAAAGUUUGGCAUUAAACUUGGUACAUUGUGCAGGACUUGUUAUUCUUCUUUGCUCAACAUGUCCGAAAACAACAUUUAUGAUAAACCAGCACGAACAUGACAUGUCAGGUUUUAUUUUCUGUCUUUUAUUUUGUUUUUGGUUUUUUUGCGAGGCUCUAAAUUUCCACCCAAUAGGUGUAUAUAUAUCUAUAGUUAUAAGAGUCUUAGAAUUUUCACUGUGAUUUUCACAGUGAGAAGCACGCAAACGCCUCUGGCGGCUGUCAAUGAGACAGCCACUAGAGGCUUUAGAGGCUGGAUUAACCUAUUUCUCUAAAACUGCUAUGUUUAUAAAAAAAAUGGGUUAACCCUAGCUGGACCUGGCACCCAGACCACUUCAUUAAGCUGAAGUGGUCUGGGUGCCUAGAGUGGUCCUUUAAGUGCACCCACACUUAUUAUAUAUCAUUUUGUUCAGGAGAAACAGGGCUUUAAUUUAUAAUUAACUAUUCAUAUAUGGAACAUAAUUUAUUAUGAAUAAAAUAAAAAAAAGUGAGAAAAUAAGAUUUCUUUUUCAAAUUUGUAUUUCCGUCUGACAUUUUAGCUGUUAAUGUCAUAAUACUGUUAGGUUUUACUGCAAAAAAAUGCACAUAUUUGUAAUCAGCGAUGUCUCACGAGUACAACAGUACCCCUCAUUAACAGGUUUUAUGGUGUUUUGGAAAGUUACAGGGUCAAAUAGAGAACGUUCUAUUUUCAAAUUGAAAUUUGCCAGAUUAGUAAUGUUACCUUUGAGACGGUGUGGUAGCCCAGGAAUGAGAAUUACCCCCAUAAUGGCAUACCAUUUGAAAAAGUAGACAACCCAAGGUAUUGAAAGUGGGGUAUGUAGUCUUUUUUAGUAGCCACUUAGUCACAAACACUUGCCAAAGUUAGCGUUCAUAUUUGUUUUUGUGUGGAAAAAGAAAAAAACUAAUAUUUGGAAAGUGUUUGUGACUACGUGGUUACUAAGACUGGACAUACCCCACUUGCAAUACCUUGGGUUGUCUACUUUUGCAAAUGGUAUGCCAUCAUGGGGGUAAUUCUCAUUCCUGGGCUACCAUACGCUCUCGAAGGCAACAUAGCCAAUCUGGCAAAUUUCAAUGUCAAAAAAAUGAAAUGCAAGCCUUAUAUGCGACUCUCUAACUUUCCAAAACACCAUAAAACCUGUACAUGGGGGGGUACUGUUAUUCUCGGGAGACUUCACUAAACACAAAUAUUAGUGUUUUAAAACAGUAAAACAUAUUACAACAAUAAUAUAGUCCAUAAAAGUGCCGUCCGUUUGUAAAGAAUGCAAAAAACGUAAUUUUUACUUAACAUAUCAUCGUUGUAAUACAAGUUAUUAUUUUGAAACACUAAUAUUUGAGUUCAGCGAAGCCCCCCGAGUAAAACAGUACCCCCUAUGUACAGGUUUUAUGGUGUCAUGGAGAGUUACAGGGUCAAAUAUAGUGCUUGCCAAUUAAAUUCUCUGCACUUUCUCCCUGUGUUGUCAGGCAUGUCAAUCAAAUUUUAAUUAAUCAAAUCACAUAAUUAUGUUAAAAGAUUACUUAAAUAUACACGUAGAAUUUUAAUAUAUAUGCAUUUAUAGGUAUUUAAAUUCUACGUGUAUACUAAUGUAAUCUUUUAUGUAAUUAUAUGUAUUUAUCUAUAUAUAUAUAUAUUUGCGGUUAUUUGUAUUUUGUAUAUAGAUAGAUAUAUAUAGAAUGUGAUUCUAAGUGUAUUUUGUUACCAAUAUAUAUAUAUUAAUAACAAAAUACAGUUAGAAUGAAAUUACAUAUGUAUAUAUAAUUUAUACUAAAUUUUGUUUCAAUAUUUUAUUUAUUUAUUUUAUUAUUUUAUUUAUUUAUUAUUGUAAUUAUACGUAUAUAUAUAUAUAUAUAUAUAUAAUAUGUGUAUAUAUCUAUUAUAUAUAUAAUAUAUAUACAUAUUAUAUAUAUGUAACGUCAUUCUAAGUGUAUUUUAAUACUAAUAUAUGUACUUAUAUUAAUAUUAAAAUACAUUACGUAUGACGUUACAUAUAUAUAAUAUGUAUAUAUAAAAUAUAUAUACAUAUAUUAUAUAUAUAUAAAAAUACUUUUAAUUUAUUUUAUAACAUGUUUAAUUAAUUUUUACUUUCCCACCAGCAGGGGGACUGUCUGACUUUUCAGACAGUCCCCCUGCUGGCAGAUCCAUAGCCAGCUAUAGGGGGCCAUGUGAUCGCUCUUUGAGAGCGAUCACAUGGCCCCCGGGGGCCUCACUUUCCGGAGGAGGGCUGUCUGGGCUGUCAGGCAGCCCUCCAGAAGAGGAUCGUGGCAGAGGUAAGUACCUCCAAUCGCCAGGGGCAGAAAGCUUUAAAGCCGGGACGGCAAAGAACACCGUAACGGCGUUAAGGGGUUAAGCAUUUAUUCCACAUACUGUAGUAAUGUGGCAGUUUUUUGUUCAAAGAUGUCGCCCCUUUUCUUGGACAUUGUAAACUUUGAAGUUUUUGAGAAACAUUACUGUUAAAGGGACACUGUAGUCACAAAAACAACUUUAGCUGAAUUAAACAGUUUUGGUGUAUAAAUUGUGCCUCUGCAGUCUCACUGCUUAAAUCUCUACCAUUUAGGAGUUAAAUCACUUUUUACAGCUCUAGCCACACCUUCCUGCAUGUGACUUGCAUAGCCUUCCUAAACACUUCCUGUAAAGAGUCAUCUAAUGUUUACACUUCCUUUGUUGCAGACUCUAUUUAAUUCAGAUUUUUUUUUUCAUCUCCUGCUCUGUUAAUAUCUUGCUAGAUCCUGGACGGGCCUCAUGUAUGGUAUUAAAGUUUAAUUUACAGAGCAGGAGAUAAAAACUCAAAGAAAGUUACAUCUGAUUAAAAAUGAAAAAAAAAUUUCCCAUGCAGGCUGUGUCAGUCACAGCCAGGGGAGCUGUGGCUAUGGCUGCAUAAACAGAAACAAAAGUGAUUUAACUGCUAAAUGGCAGAUAAUUGAGCAGUGAAACUUCAGAGGCAUGAUUUAUACACAAAAACUAUUUCAUUAAAGGGACACUAUAGUCACCAAGUACAGCUUAUUGAAUUUGUUCUGGUGAGUAGAAUCAUUACCUUCGGGCUUUUUUUCUGUAACCACUGUCUUUUCAGAGAAAAUGCAGUGUUUACAUUACAGCCUAAUGAUAACUUCACUGGCCACUCCUCAGAUGUUGUUAGAGAUCCUUCCUGGGUCAUGGCUGCCUAAAAUGCAUCCAAACAUUCAGUAUCUCCUCCCUCUGCAUGCAGACACUGAACUUUCCUCAUAGAGAUUAAUUGAUUCAAUUCAUCUCCGUAAGGAGAUGCUGAUUGGCCAGGGCUGUGUUUUUGAAUCAUGCUGGCUCUGCCCCUGAUCUGCCUCUUUGUCAGUCUCAGCCAAUCCCGUGGGCCAAUCAUCAGGCCACCACUUCUGAUGAUGUCAGCAGACUGCAUGUUUUUUUGAGGCAAACAGCAUGCAGAUCUACAGCUUCAGACUUGAGUACAGUAAGAUUUUGCUAUAUUUAUGGAGGCAUGAGGGACCCAGAGGGGCUAGAUGGUGGUUUUAACACUAUAGGGUCAGGAAUACAUGUUGGUGUUCCCGACCCUAUAGUGAUCCUUUAAGCUAAAGUUUUUUGGUGACUAUAAUGUCCUUUUAACAGUUUGCCAAAACCACAUCGCUGUUGAAUGUCAAACUUUAAAAUCUUUGAUCUUUAAACAUUUUCACAUUCAGCGUCCUCAAAAUCAGCAAGAGGAGUCUGAACAAGGCUAUUUCUUCUUGCAGAAGAAUGAUUAGAAUCAAUAUUUGAAGAGAAGAGUAGAAAUAUGUUUUUAAUAGUGGACACACUGUCCAUUUAAAGGAAUGAAAAUUUCAGUUGCAGAUUUAUACAGGACACGGGGGAUGCUUUUCUGUUCUGUGUAUCUGAAUUUUAAAGUUGUGGUUACUAGCAGGAGUAUUAGAGUAUGUGUUUUAAUGUAUCUGAAUCAUGUCUUUUGUUAUUAAAGUUCAUUUUUAUUAUUAAAGUUCAAUUUACAUGUCUUCUCUGAGAAUGCUGGGAAAUUCACUAAAAUGUGAACUGUCAUCAGUUUCAAAUUAUGGGCCAAAAAAAAGCCAAAUUGAAAACUUAGAUGGUGUGGCGAAUUUCAGUGUUUGACUGUUGUGGCCUAAAAUUCAAAAUCAAUUUUCAGGGUUAUUCAAUAAAAUGUGCAUAGUUAGGAAUUCAAGGACAAUUUAACAUUUUAAGUCACAGCCAAACCAAAAACUAUUUUGCCUAAAAUGUGUGUUGAGUUUGCAAGAAAGAUCCGAUUUUGUACAAAACCACAAAACUAACCUUUUCAUGUUUGCGGAAUCUUUUGAAUAUAAUUUUAUUUUUAUUGAUUCAUUUUCAGUGUUUUAGUUUUCUGCAUUCGGACAGUGAUCUCGGUGUACUUUACAGUACCAUACAUUGUGUUUGUUUGUUUGUUUGUUUACUCUGCAAAUGCUAGGCCACAAAACUGUAGGGUCCAUUUUUAAGAGCAGGUAUAUUACACCACAAAUGAGCUUUCCUUUUCUUCCUUCCCUGCUCUGCAAUUUCUCAGGUUACAAUUGAGGUUGUUGACGGCCCUGACACAGAGCCGGAAAAUGACAUGCAAAAGGAGAAUAAGCCCAGCUGGCCGGUUCCAUCACCUGACUGGAGAAACUGGUGGCAGAGGGCAUCAACUCUACCAAGGAUAAAUUAUGGAGACCAAGAUAACAAAUAUGACAGCACGACUGAGGACAGCAACUUCCUAAACCGUCUUGGCGGAUGGAAUAGACAAGGGCCCAGUCACAGGACGUAUGAUGUAAAAGAACAAGCUGAGUACGGUAUGUUCAUGUUGCCCUGAUCAUUAUAUGGAUCUUUAUUUAUUUUAUAGACUUAGACAAAAACGAAUCAUGAACUACGCGGCUCCUUGAAGGGCAAAUACAUGUACAAUUUUAUGGCAAAGAGGUGAUACGGAUGAACUAUCAACAUGGAGACAAAUAAAAUAUUUAAUCAUAUUUGGCACUUUGAUCAGAAGUUGUCUUGGUCCUUUGUGUCUCUGCUAUUAGUUGGAUAGUUUAAUCAAGAACGAUGUAUCAAAAAUGAUUUGCAGGCAUUCAAAAGAAUGAUUUAUUAUUUUAUUUAGCAAAGCAGUUCAUGUUGGAAGUGAUAUGUAUUUUGUGAAGGUGCACCUCCUGGAUUUUGUUUUCUUUUGCUUUUAUUAUUUUCUUUAUAUAUUUGUGAGUGCACUGUCCUUGUUUGGAUUCUGGUUUAGAAUAUUGUGAAAGAAUGUGAGCAUCAAACAGAUAUGUAGUAAGAAAUAAUAUGUCAUUGCAAUAUGAUUCCGUAUUGCAGUUAGACCCAUGGUGUAAAAGUUAACCUGAGCACAAAUCGGUCACAAACUAUGUUCUCCCAACUCAUUUCCUGUAAACGUAGAGGAUAGUGUAGACCAGUGGUUCCCAAACCAAUUGUCACACCCCCUACCAGUCCAGGAUUUAUGGAUUACUCAGUUGUGUCUAAUUUGUUUUUUUAUUAAAAACAGUUUAGACAAACUUGGGCAAUCCCUAAAUCCUGGGUUGGGGAGAGGAUUGAGGUGCUUAAAGUCUGGUAAAAGAAAUGUGUUCUUUUAAUAAAACCCACAUGGUGUACACAGCCAUGCAAGACUUACCCACGGCCUAUAGCUCCACUCGAGGCCAGGGAGGCAGCCAACCCUCUGCCUACUGUUGGAGCUUGUUGUAUCUGAGUCCUGUUCCUCCCUCCACUGGACCAGUGGGGGUUAUCUCGGUCCCCACUGGGGGUUUUUGCAUGGCCACCUGGCCAAGACCCAAGUCUUUCUGGCAAGUUGGAGAGCUGAGGCUAAGCAUCCAACUUGGCUUCCCCGUUGGGGCCUACAGUCAGAGACACCUCCCUGCAGUCGUCCUGGAGCCAUUGCUUGUGACAUUUGACCACAUUUGUGCAUUAUUUUGGGCGAAGCUCAACGAAAGGCAGCUUACCUCUUUUCCUGUUGUUCAACGCAUGGCACCUAGGAGCCGUCCACCACCGAAAGUGCACGGCUACCUCACUUGUUCCCAGAGAGGCGCAGCACGAGAGAGGCCGCAAGAACCCACUGCAACGUAUUCGCCGCCAUCUGCCCCAGUUGCAGAGAAGGAGGCACCUUUGCUCAUGACGCGUCCAUGCUGCUCCAGAGGCCUAUCUAUCAUGCAGCUGGGAGCGCAGAACUGCGAGUCUGCGGAAGCAAACUCCAACCGACACACAGAUGGUCUGCCUGGGAUGCCCUGGAUUGGACUCUCUGGGGGCUUGGGCUUCAGGGGAAAGAGUGAUUGGAGUGGCUGAGGGUGAUGGGAGCUGGGUCUCUUUAACCAGGGGCAUAGGUUAGGUGGCACAUUGAUCUUACCUACUGCUGGGCUGUUAUGCAGCUGUUCUCCUAAUGCACUUUGCUUGCUGUUUUACCCCACCACAGUGCUCUGUCUGCUUGGCUGCCAUAGUAUUACCAACCCCCUGGUGGUAUUUACCUCUUGCAGUAAACCCCUUGCCCUACAGUUUUCUCUGCCAUACCUACACUCAUUUUAUCACAAAUUAUUAGAGCUAUGUUUUUGCUGUUUCUUUACCUAUUACUGUUAUAAAGUGCAGUGCUCAUCUUGUUUAUAUUUAGUUUAUCUCAUAUAUGUCUGGACGGCUUUAUUAACCUACAGGCUAACUUCAUGAUCUCUCUACAAACAUGUGUCUAGCAAGACCACCCACACUUUAUUUAGUCACCCAUCAUUUGCACAAUCUCCUUUUUCUUUCUCAAGGAACAUAGGAAGCACAGAAACGGCCAGGCCUAGUGGAACCUCAUAGGUGUGGCUAAAUUAACUAUUAAAGUAAAAUAUUACACCAAACCUUUGCAUUUCUUUAGCCUAAAUUCACCUUGCCCUAGGCUAGAAAAUAAUGAGAAAAACGCACAGCCACUGUACUUUAUACAUCCAGCCUCCAAUAGCUGUGUGCCAAAUCUGAUGACAUCAUAGCGUUGGAAAUACAAACUUGUAUUUCUAACGCUAUAGAGCCUCUGUUCCUAGUUCUAUUAAGGUCUCCUCCCACUCGCUUGCUAUAAAAAUUAAGAAAAUAAAAGAUUUACUAACCAUUUUCCAGUAUAGUGGUUCCCUCAGUGCUGCUUAAUUCUCGAUUUCUCAAUAGCAGACCAUUGGGAACCUAAUGUAUAUAUUUGGCAAGUCCUCAUCCAUUCAAGCUUCCCCAUAGGAAAGCAUAUUUUUAAAUGUAGAAAAAAGGAAGAAAAAACCCCAAAAAGGGAUGUCUUAUAUAAAGACCGCCCAGAGGGUAAAUACCCAGUCCAAUCUCAACAGUAGUGUAGUUGCCAAAAAAUAAAAAAUCCUUUAUUGAAAUCUAUUAAAAAACCUGGGUAAUCAGUGAUGGACAGAAUAAUAUAGGGAGAAAUAUGUAUGGUAGGAACAAGGCUAAUCAAGAGCCAACCCUCACAAGAAGCGGAGAGGGGAUAGAAGGCAAUAUGUACCCCCAUACAUAACUCAGGUAACAAAGCAGUAGGAAAGAACAGGGAAAGGGAGAAACACACACUCCCAACCAAACAGUAGUGCUAUGCUAAUACCCUAUCUCCUAUAAAACACCUUCGUGGGUGUUCUAAUCUAAAUGCUGUCAUAACAUCUGAAGCCCCAGGUAACACACACAUACUAGAAAAACAUAAAUGAAAAGGUGCUCAGAGCAAAGUGCUCAAGAGAGUAUUAAAAACACAGAAGAACCCGACGUACGUUUCGGCGUGACCACACGCCGUCCUCAGGGGUAUCAGCAGUGAGCAAAAAACUGUCCGGGUGGUAAAUUUAUACCUUAAGCUCAUAAGCUUUAUUGUAAUCACCUGUGAUUGUGUCUAAAUUGCUCCGGUCCUCCUGCGAAUGGGGCUGUGGGGGUGUGGUGUAACACACCAUAGUGUCAGCCCACAUUUCUAUGUCAGAGGUAGCCAGAACAGAAAUCAGGUGAAAGGGAAUUAACCCUUUGAGUGCCCCGCCCGGAACAGAUAUAAAUGGAUACUUACUAUAUCUACAAGGCAGUAUCCAUAGCAUAACAAUUAACCCUUGGAAUGUCCAAAUUGUAUCAUAUAGGUCAAGUGUGUGGAUUGAUUCUUAUGGCUGUAUUGUGUAGCUUUAGUACAAUUAAAGAAACAACUUAUAACCGUUGUGAACCAGUAAGGGAUAAGUACAAUGGCUAUAUGGGCAGUCAUACACAGAAGCCGACAAUUCUUUUAUUGCCACUGUAAAUAGUAACCCAUUAGUUUAUGCAACACAAAACAGACCCCUAAACUCUUAGACCUAUAAUACAGGUAAAAUUAAUGGACAUAUGAACACCAAAUAUAAUAGAAAUAAAUAAAGAAUAUAUACAUAUAUACAGGCAUAACUUAAGAUACCAUUUAUUAUCAGAAUUAUUGCAGUACUUUAAAUAAACGGGGAAUAUGAAAACCCUUCAUUUAGCCCCAGGGGAGAUAGCGUUUUGAGAUGGUAAAUCCAAAACGCCUCUCUUUGUCUUAGUUUUAGGUCCCAGUUUCCUUUCCUAGGAGGCUGUGGUACAAGACCUUGAUACAUCAGAGAGAUUCAAAGAAUUUGUAUGUCUGCUGAACAGCAACGAUUUUAACUUACGAUUCAUUAGUGAAGUAGGGGGUCAAAACCUUUUCUUUCUAGAUCUAGCACUACAGGUAUCUAAAGAAGGCAAAAUUGAAACAACCUUGUACAGAAAGAAGACAGCCUCAAAUAACCUGCUAUGCUGGUCUAGUCAUCACCCCAUAUCACUCAAAUCCGGUAUCCCAAUAGGCCAAUAUUUGAGACUUCGACGAAACUGCUCCACGAUGGAGGAGUUCAAAUUAAAAGCAAAUGAGCUGCGUCACAUGUUUAAGGCCAAAGGUUACCCAAAUAGGGUUCUGAAAAGAGCCUAUCUGAGGGCAAUCCACACUGAACGGGAAACCCUAAUUACAGAUGGGGGUCGUAAGACUGAGGAAAAUAAAAUACGCUGCAUAGGUACAUAUGAUGCAGGAUGGGACACUAUGCUGAAUGUCUUUCAAAAAUUCUGGCCUAUCCUCCAAUCAGAUAAGCAUCUGAAGGAAAUUCUGCCAUCACUCCCUUCAAUUACAGCACGGAGGGGCAAAAACUUGAGAGAUAUCCUAGCACCUAGUCACCUCUCAACUACGUCCCCGUCAGGUUAUUUUCAAAAAUACCUACCAAUGGGUUCUUUCCAAUGUGGUCACUGCAGUGCAUGCCCGUUUAUUACCAAGAGGGCCUCUGACAGCAAGGGCUUAAUGAAUUUCAAACCACGUUCCUUCUUUAAUUGUAACACAACAGGAGUAGUUUACCUACUGUCUUGCUCCUGUGGCCUAAAAUAUGUAGGCAAGACUUUUCUCCACUUCAGGCUAAGGAUACGUGAACAUGUAAAUUCUGUCAAGAGACGUUUGGAAACACCCGUCUCAAGGCAUUUACAUCUACAUCACAAUCACUCCUCGGCAGGCAUCCGGUUCAUGGGUCUUGAACAUGUACCACAGCCUCCUAGGAAAGGAAACUGGGACCUAAAACUAAGACAAAGAGAGGCGUUUUGGAUUUACCAUCUCAAAACGCUAUCUCCCCUGGGGCUAAAUGAAGGGUUUUCAUAUUCCCCGUUUAUUUAAAGUACUGCAAUAAUUCUGAUAAUAAAUGGUAUCUUAAGUUAUGCCUGUAUAUAUGUAUAUAUUCUUUAUUUAUUUCUAUUAUAUUUGGUGUUCAUAUGUCCAUUAAUUUUACCUGUAUUAUAGGUCUAAGAGUUUAGGGGUCUGUUUUGUGUUGCAUAAACUAAUGGGUUACUAUUUACAGUGGCAAUAAAAGAAUUGUCGGCUUCUGUGUAUGACUGCCCAUAUAGCCAUUGUACUUAUCCCUUACUGGUUCACAACGGUUAUAAGUUGUUUCUUUAAUUGUACUAAAGCUACACAAUACAGCCAUAAGAAUCAAUCCACACACUUGACCUAUAUGAUACAAUUUGGACAUUCCAAGGGUUAAUUGUUAUGCUAUGGAUACUGCCUUGUAGAUAUAGUAAGUAUCCAUUUAUAUCUGUUCCGGGCGGGGCACUCAAAGGGUUAAUUCCCUUUCACCUGAUUUCUGUUCUGGCUACCUCUGACAUAGAAAUGUGGGCUGACACUAUGGUGUGUUACACCACACCCCCACAGCCCCAUUCGCAGGAGGACCGGAGCAAUUUAGACACAAUCACAGGUGAUUACAAUAAAGCUUAUGAGCUUAAGGUAUAAAUUUACCACCCGGACAGUUUUUUGCUCACUGCUGAUACCCCUGAGGACGGCGUGUGGUCACGCCGAAACGUACGUCGGGUUCUUCUGUGUUUUUAAUACUCUCUUGAGCACUUUGCUCUGAGCACCUUUUCAUUUAUGUUUUUCUAGUAUGUGUGUGUUACCUGGGGCUUCAGAUGUUAUGACAGCAUUUAGAUUAGAACACCCACGAAGGUGUUUUAUAGGAGAUAGGGUAUUAGCAUAGCACUACUGUUUGGUUGGGAGUGUGUGUUUCUCCCUUUCCCUGUUCUUUCCUACUGCUUUGUUACCUGAGUUAUGUAUGGGGGUACAUAUUGCCUUCUAUCCCCUCUCCGUUUCUUGUGAGGGUUGGCUCUUGAUUAGCCUUGUUCCUACCAUACAUAUUUCUCCCUAUAUUAUUCUGUCCAUCACUGAUUACCCAGGUUUUUUAAUAGAUUUCAAUAAAGGAUUUUUUAUUUUUUGGCAACUACACUACUGUUGAGAUUGGACUGGGUAUUUACCCUCUGGGCGGUCUUUAUAUAAGACAUCCCUUUUUGGGGUUUUUUCUUCCUUUUUUCUACAAUUUCCAGGGUUACCCCCUUUUACCAGUCCAGGUGACCUCUAUACUCUGGAGGCUCGGCAGUGGGAUACGGGAGUGUCUUUUCCUCCCCUCCCACUUUCCAGCCUUUUGAGUUUCCUUUUUCUUGUUAUUUUUUUAAAUGUGUUCCCUCAUCAAAUGACCAAGUUUUACUCAGUCACUGAGUGCCUCUAGUAGGUGUCAGUUUAACACCUGGAUGGUUUAAUGGACAGCUCAACUGCACCUAGACAAGUUCUUUGAGAAAGAAAUUAUCUGACUCCCUUUACUGUAUCCCCCAUCAAGUCAGGAUAUGUAUUUAAACGUGUAAAUUUUACAGUGAGAAGGCAGUUAGCCUCAACAUGUGAGGUACAUUGCAAAGGUAAACCACCAUUUCUCACUGAGUUGUUAAAUUUUGCUUUAUAGAUUAUGCUGACGGUGAAGGCGGUUGGAGCACUUGGUCUAUAUGUAGCGUCACCUGCGGUAGCGGAAAUCAGAAACGAACAAGAUCUUGUGGCUAUGCCUGCACGGCCACCGAGUCUAGAACCUGCGAUAUGCCAAACUGCCCAGGUGUGUAUCAUUAUCAGAAAUGAGAGGGGAAGUAAUUAUUUGAAAUGGAAAAAUAAUUUAUCUGGAUAGCCAUGGGGCAGGCAAUGUUCGGCGACGGCAGAUGUAGUGUAUUACAUCUACCAUAUAGAUCUUACAGCCAUAAUGAUGGCAAAGGGUAGAUGUACUCAGCAACAUCUGGAGUGUCGAUGGUUGCCUAGCCCUUGCUCUCAGUUCAGCGGUUGAACUACAAGUACAUGAUCUGGUUUUGAGAACUGUACAUCAACCCCAUAUGGAGGCCUGCAUGUCAGUUAUGCAUGCUCUAUUAAAUGUGCACACACAAAAAAAAAAGCCUUUGCAUAAUGUCAGCUGGAAAACUAAAACAAAGGAGAAAGAAGCAAAAAAUGCUUUUUUUCCCCCCAGUGUCUCUGACAUGACUGCAGAACACCUGCAAAGAAACGCAUGCAGUCUCUUGGCACACACAAUGCAUUCCAGAUGGCUUGAUAAUACAUUUCUUGCAUAUUCCAGCUCCAAAAAAUGGAUUGUGACUGUAAGCAGAAGAGGAAUGGUAUAAUGGUGUAGAAGGAAUACAGGCACAUUGUGAUAGCUAUAACCUUACAUUGGUACCUUGUGUAAUUUAUUAUUUAAUUCUGUACCUUCAUGGUGAUGAUAAUAUCAGUUACGUUUGUUUUUCAUUGCUGUAUUGCAUGUUUUUCCGACAUAUUGAGGGGGGGGAUUGUGGAACGUCAUUAUUAGAUGACCACAUUCUGCAGCCAGUGCUUUUAAUUUUUAUGACAACAGAAUAUCACUUUUAUAGAACAGUGUACAGAACAUAUCAUCAGCACAGGUAACGACCCUUCUGGCAUUUUUGGUGAUCGCAAUGUAAUAAAACUAACAUUGAACGUGAGUAUUUAGUAAUAUAAUUCAUAAUUAAGAAACAACAUAUUGACAUGGCAAAUACCAUCUAUAACGACACAGAAAGGGCAUAUUUGUGAUAUUUUGUAUAAAUUAGCUUUUCAAAUGAUUCUCUGGUACCAUGACAUGUAGUGCACUUAUUCUCAUUUUUGGGAUAGAUUCACAAGAUGUCAAAAUGCCAUUAUACUGGAGAUCCAUGGAAAAGAUAGGUUAAUUCUCUCAGCAGUCUGUCAUCAUCAGGCAGGAAUGAUGUAAAAAAUAAUACAAAUUAAAUAAAUAUAUAUAUAUAUUUAAAUCGUUAGUCAUAACUGCAAAAAUCAGUAAUAGAUGUGAUAUGUUCUGACUUCUAAGACAUGAUAGCAGAAUAUUAACCAUGUGUUUCAGUUACAAGCAGUAUGUGUGUAUAUAUAUAUAUAUAUAUAUAUAUAUAUAUAUAUAUAUAUAUAUAUAUAUAUAAAAAUAUUUAAGGAUAGCACUCCAUGGACUUUAUAUAAAAUAUAACUUUUAUUUACCUUCUAAAUAAAAACGAUCCAUAUAUAUGUAUUUUAUAUCAUCGCAUUCCGCUCGUUAUUAUGACUUGGAAGGGCAAAAAGCAAAAAAAAAAAAAAACUGGCUUGCUUGGGGUGUUAGUUUUCAUCAUGCAGAUGGUAUGGUGGUACAUUUUUGACUAACAUUUUUAUUUUAUUUUUAUUUGACUCCAGUACCAUUUAAUCCCUUUUUUAAAUAACUCAUUUUUGGCAGUUAUGGUUGUUUCCUAAAGUUAGCUAGGCAAAGGGUAGCAUUUCAUAGCUAAUGAGGUGCUUAUAAUUAAAUUUCUGUGUGGUCUCUAAGCCUCUUUACUUUUACAAAGCUGAUAUUUUUAACACAAUUCAUUUACAGUAAGUAAGAAUUUUAUGGUUUGCAGGAAGCCCAUUUAAGAUUGAUUUUUAUACUAAUACACAUAUUGCUGUCUUUGGCUAAUAAUUGCACAUUUAUGCAUAAAGUCUGGGUACAGUUAAGCAGUAUAAGACUUUAUUACACCAAUUACUAGAGCAAAGUUAGUCUUGAUGCCUUCUCUUUUUAAGACUAGAUUUUAUAUGUAUCUGGCAUGAUAGAUGAACCAUGAUGCCUUUCCCUGUCCUAUAACUACCAUUAGACAACCUCUUCACUUUAGACAAGGACCCACUUGUUUGUCUGUACGCAGAGCAGCCCAUGAUUUACUUGGCGAACCAAGGGCUUAUUAAAAAAUCAAAGUACACUUCAACAUUACAGCUAGUUCCAGAAUCUUCAACAUUGCCAUAAUUUUUACAAAUUCAAUUACAUUUUUAAAGAGUUUAUGUUGCUGCGUUCAAUCCUUCCUUUCAAACUUUUCCAAACUUCUCUUGCAAAAGUAUCUUUUACCAAAGGUGGCUCCAUAUGUCAUUGAUUAUAAUCUGUGUAACCUCUCUGCUUCCCUUAGGAAUUGAAGACACGUUUAGAACCGCAGCAACGGAAGUGAGUCUUCUCGCUGGCAGCGAGGACUUUAAUGCUACAAAACUAUUUGGAGUUGGUAAGUGUUUUAGUUUCAAACUGCUUUAUUUAUAUUCUUAAUGUGUUGCAGUUUAUCAUAUGAUUAGUUUGUUAGACAAGGCGACACAAGAGGUAGAUUAAGUUUCCAUUUUAAUUUUCAAGACAAGCGUUUAAAGUGACUCCAUCAUCACAAUUUUUUUCAUUCAUUUUUUUUGUUUUUGCAUCGUAAUAUGGCUCGUUAAACGCUUACAGUUGGUGGCGAUGACUUUAAAAUGUAACUAAAAUUACUUGCUUGGUGUUCAGCAUCAUCGGGCAAUUUGCUCUAAAUAUUCAUUAGUUGUUAUGUAGUUUUACAUUGGUCACAUUGUCUGACCUUUUAAGAGGUUAUUACAUUUUCUUCCCUCUUUAUUUCUUUUCAAACAUGUCAACUUGCUAUCCCCUCCCUGAAUAAUGUCUCUCUUGUAACUGAUACCCAGUUUCCUGCAAGUGAUCUCCAAACUCUGCGUCUACUUACCUACUCCCCCUCUCUCCCUGUCCACCUAGACGUCAGUUUUCUUUAAAGAGCAUGACUUUCCAUCUUCAAUCACCAACCAUACCUCCCAACAUUGAGAGUUCUGUAAUCUGGACGGGACAUUUAGGGGGUGUUGCCAUUGAGGCAAGUUUGCCCAGGUUAGGGUGUACUUGCCUACUGAAGGAGUUGUCAGCCUGGCGUCCUACAUGCAGGACCAUGCAGAGAUAGAGCUGUUGAUACUGGUGCCCGCUGCUAGUGCAAGUUUGUUGUACUCGUGCUGUGCUGCCUGAGGACAGCUCCUGGAGUCCCUGGGUGCGAAAACCAUGGAACGAAAUCCGGACAGCAGGACAGGACCCCGAAAACAGGACUAUCUUGCCAACAGUUGGUAGCUCUGCACCAGCUUAUCAUCUCAACCAAAACAGUAUCUGUAGAGCUGCCUAUUAAACACCUUUUUUUUUUUCAUUCUCUAUUAUAUCAUUCAGAUUGGAAGUCUUGUUGGUGUUGUCACUUUGCUGAACAUGUUUUGUAAAACUUGCAUAAAUGUUUAAUUAUAAGCUUUUAGACUGCAUUCUCUGUACUUUUAAGUCAGGCCAAAAGAAAUUAACCAGACCCCUCUAAGGAGUAAUAACAAAAUAAAAAUGUGUUGUGUAUUUGAGGAGAACUAUAGGCCAGGGAGUUUGUUUUUGUGUGUUUAUUUUAUUUAAUCCUUUUUACAUAUGAGUUUCUCCUCUGAUCUGAUCCAUAAGCAUUGAUGCUGGUAAUUGUUUUUUUUAGUAUAAGCUCAUAAUUCUUAGAAUUUCUCUUUUUGUCUUUCUAGAUACUGACAGCUGUGAGCGGUGGAUGAACUGCAAAAGCGAAUUUCUCAAAAAGUAUAUGCACAAAGUCGCCAAUGAUCUUCCCAGCUGCCCUUGUUCAUAUCCGACUGAAGUAGCGUACAGCACAGCUGAGAUACACGAUCGCAAUAAACGCAAAGAUUUUCGAUGGAAGGACGCAAGUGGUCCAAAGGAGAAACUGGAAAUCUACAAGCCAACUGCAAGAUACUGUAUCAGAUCUAUGCUCUCCUUGGAAAGUACCACACUUGCGGCACAACAUUGCUGUUUUGACGACAGUAUGCAACUCAUAACCAGGGGGAAGGGAGCUGGAACACCAAAUUUGAUCAGUGUAGAGUUUUCAGCAGAGCUUCAUUAUAAAGUUGACAUUUUACCGUGGAUCAUGUGCAAAGGUGACUGGAGUCGCUAUAACGAGGCUCGGCCACCAAACAAUGGCCAAAAAUGUACUGAAAAUCCCUCCGAAGAUGACUAUUUAAAACAGUUUCAAGAAGCCAGAGAAUUUUAGUGGCUUAUUUAUGGAAGGUCAUUUGUUCAGAAGAAGGGACAUAGUACUUACAGUGCUGUAUGACAGAAACAGAGUCACAUGCUUUGUACACAUCCCUUGUGGGUUUUGAAAGUGUACCUGAUGGAGCAACCUACCUGUGGCUCUCCUCCUGUUGCCUGCAGAAUCUACAUCCAAUGAUAUUUGGAUAACUACACGUUUGCUUUGCCUACCCUUCAUUUAUUGUUUUGCAAGUGUACCUUUAUGUAUGUUCUUGCAAAACGUAUAAGUAUUGUCACGCAAUGUACUUAUUUUAUUAUUUUUGUUCCUGUCAUAAUUGUUUUUCUGAGAGUUUAUUAUUUUUUUUAGCUGACAUUGCAAUUUUUACAAAUAUGAUAUAUAAUGGAUCUCGAGAGAAACAAACAUUCUGGCAAUUUUUAAUAAAUGUCACUGAGCAUUAAGCUUCCUUUUGGGGUUGUGCUGAAAACAUAAUAUGUCUUCUCUAAGAUUCAUCUAGGAAGCAAGGAGAUUGUAUUAAACAUUGUAGCUAUGUAAGGACACUGAUGGAAAACUAGAAGAAAGAGGAUAUGGUCAAGAAGACCAACAUCACAGUGGUUAACGUGAAAUAAUCUCAAAAUAUUGUUUCUAAAUGGACACCAUUGGUAACCUGAAAGUAAAGUAGGGAAUUCAGGGUAUCUCAUUACAUGUGACUUUUAUUUUCAGGGACUUUAUCGAUCAAGAGUGGCACUUUCUCAAAAAGAUGAUGAUGACCAUGUUUCAUCUUGUGUGUAGGCCUUACCUUAUUUUUUUUUUUAUUUGGCAUGAACUAAAUGCAGUUUUAAUUUUUAAUUUUUAUUUUAUUUUUUUCAAAUGUGUGUGAGGUUAAGCUGUUAUUUCUGUUUACAAAUACUGCAAUAUUUUUGUAAAGUAUUUAUUAUGUUCUAGUUCUAUAUUGUGCAUUGCGCAUGUUUGUCCUUUUAUUCCCCUUUGCUCCCUGUCCUCCGGAACAUGGUCACAUGUGGGUUAAAUCCAUCAUUUUAGAGUGGAAGUCUUCUCAAUCCCCACAAAAAGAUAAACUUAAAUAAAACAAAGUAUUUAGCUUUGUAUUUGAGUGUUUUCUAUUUAGUCUCAAUGGAAGGAC
Pelobates cultripes (western spadefoot toad) is the source of this 53521-nucleotide messenger RNA. Lineage: Eukaryota; Metazoa; Chordata; Amphibia; Anura; Pelobatidae. The record is from the annotation of a GenBank genome assembly.